CAGCAUCACUAGAAAUAAAGCAGAAAAUGAACAGUGGACUUUUUAAUAAAAAAAAAAAAUUGUCGAAAAAGAAACUGAUUCACCAGGUAAAGUGCUAAUUUCAAACAUUAUAUAUAUAUAGUUGAUCACGGUAGCAGCCACAAAUGUACAUUCAGCAGACUGUAAAGUUUCCAUCAGUAUUCAGUUCUAAGCCAGAGUGCGGGCAAAUACUGGGUAUUCGCAUGAUAGAUACACUCAAGACUCUAUUUGUUUAUAUGAAAUGUUUCUGAUAUUCCAAUCUAUAGACACUCUGUAACACAUCAACAACAUUACUAAACAAAAAUGUCAGAGGCCUUCUAGCUAUAUGUGUCAUUUUAAACUUGGGAGAUUAAUGCUGUGAAUAUGCAAAAGCAUAAAAAAUAUUGUGUGGAUAAUACUCUUUAUAGACUACAAACCCAGAGCCUGUACUUUAAAAGUUGAAAAAUACAACUUCAAUAUUGAUCAAAUAUUUUGCAUGAUAUGACAUCUCCUUAUCAUCCACUGUAAUUGAAAGCUCUAAAACAAAAUCUGUUUAGGACUAGGGGUUAACAGUCUUCAGCAUGCCGGAUGUUGUGGGCUACUUUGUUGCUCUGUGUACUUUGUUGUUGUGUGUGCUACUUUGCCUUGCUGUUAGAGCAUUAUGGGAGAUGUAGUCCAUGCAGGGCUAUUGCAAGCAUUUUUGACGACACAGGCAGGGGUGGACCGACCGCUCACAGGGCCCUCGGGCAGUGGGUAAUCAAGGCUCCCCCUCCUGUUACAGGGUUUUUUGGUCCCCUGCUACUCUUCCCCCCCCCUCCUUUCUGCUGCUUUCACACAGAUAUUAUGUGUAGGCUGCCCAGCACACAGAAUGGCUGUGUGUGAGCCACAAACCCCUGACUCCCACACCCGCAGAGCCCACCAAAAUGGCCAGAUUUACAUUUAAGGGGUUAAUCCAACCAAAAACAGUGUUUUAAUAAACACUGGUUUUAGAUGGAGUAACCCUUGCUGGCAUGCCUCCCCAGCAAUUAAAAUAAAGAAAGGGAGCAAAUUUUAUUACACGCUUCCACUGUUUUUGCUGAUGACAUCACAAGCAGCAUCCCCCACAUGUGCAACCAUACAUGUGUUUGGAAUCUACUUGUGGGGUUGUGUGUGUGGGGAUGCUGCUAGGGAUGUUGUGUUCCUGUAUGUCAAAGUGUUGUGUUAAAAUUAAUAAUUUGUCUUGUUUUACCUAUUGUACAGCACUGCAGAAUAUGUUGGCACUAUAUAAGUGAUUGUAAUAAUUGUGUGUGUGUAGGCUGUAUGCAAUAUUUAAAUGGUGGGUAUGCUGUUUGUUAUGUGUAUGUGUAGGGAGGCUGCAUGUGGUUUUGUAUGUGUAGGGAGGCUGCAUGUGGUUUUGUAUGUGUGGGGAUCCUGCUUGUGGGAUUGUGUCUAUACAGUGAGGCUCCUUGUGGGUUUUUGCAUGUGUGAAUGGGGCUAUUUGCAGUGCGGUAUGUGAGUGGACAGGGCUGGUUGUGUUGCAGUGUGUGUGGCAUUGAAUCUGUAGUAGGCAUCUGAUGGUUUCUGGGGCUGUAGUGUGUGCGUGUUUGGAUAAUAGAGGCUCUACUGUGUAUAAGUAGGAUAGGCUGUAGUGUGUGCCAGUGGGGAUAGAUGCUGUUAACAUAUAAAAGGUACACAUAUUUAUACUGUAAGUGUAUUCAUUUUAGGGUUACUGUAGUUCAUAUAUGAAAAAGUAACACUUCUUUUACUUUAUUCAUUUUAGGACCUCCCUUAACUUGGCAAAGAUACAAGGCCAUAAAUAAAACGUAAGGGUGCAAAAGUCAUGGGAUAUUCCCUGACUUAGGACAAGAUGGCAUCUUAAAGUCUGAACAUCUUUAUCUGUUUAGGGUUACAUAGAAUGUGACGGCAGAUAAGAACCAUUCGGCCCAUCUAGUCUGCACAAUUUUAUAAAUACUUUCAUUAGUCCCUGGCCUUAUCUUAUAGUUAGGAUAGCCUUAUGCCUAUCCCACGCAUGCUUAAACUCCUUUACUGUGUUAACCUCUACCACUUCAGCUGGAAGGCUAUCCCAUGCAUCCACUACCCUCUCAGUAAAGUAAUACUUCCUGAUAUUAUUUGUAAACCUUUGCCCCUCUAAUUUAAGACAAUGCCUCUUGUUGUGGUAGUUUUUCUUCUUUUAAAUAUGGUCUCCUCCUUUACUGUGUUGAUUCCCUUUAUGUAUUUAAAUGUUUCUAUCAUAUCCCCCCGUCUCGUCUUUCCUCCAAGCUAUACAUGUUAAGAUCUUUUAACCUUUCCUGGUAAGUUUUAUCGUGCAAUCCAUGAACCAGUUUAGUAGCCCUUCUCUGAACUUUCUCUAAAAUAUUAAUAUCCUUCUGAAGAUACGGUCUCCAGUACUGCGUACAAUACUCCAAGUGAGGUCCAGGGCCGGACUGGGGAUACAAAGCAGCCCUGGAAAAAAAUCUAUGCCAUCCCCAUAAGUCAUUGUGCUAUGUAGGGUGUUUAUAUAUAUAUAUAUAUAUAUAUAUAUAUAUAUAUAUAUAUAUAUAUAUAUAUAAAAAACAGAUAAAAUUCUUAUCUUGUAAUACCUUUUUUAUUGGACUAACAGAAUUUUUUAAUGACAAGCUUUCGGGAGAACCUCCCUUUCUCAAGUCUGAAGCAUUUCUGAGCAAAACGACACAUAGAAUUCAAAGUUGAGUUGUGAUACAGGGGUUAAAGCGACAUGAGUGUAGAUAAGACACAGGUUUGUUAGAAAAUAGACACCAUCUUAGCAGAGGGUCAUAAAUAUCUUGUUGAAGAGAAGAGUAGGGGGGAGAGAGGGAAAAGAAAAACAAACAAGCAGACAGUGCACAGGAUGAUACACUUUAUACAUGCACACACACAGAAAUAUGUAUAUGUGAACGCAUAAACACAUGUGUAUAUAUACAUAAGCACAUAUACAUACAUGCACAUGGACUCAUAUACACAAAUAUAAAUGCACAGUAAUAUAUAUAAGCAUUCAUGCAUACGAGUAUGGGAAAGCAUAGGUCUACACAUAGUACUUUGUAUAUAGAUAGAAUAAACAUAUAGGAAUGCAUUUUAAAGUGUUGGUACAUAUGACAGAACAGUAAGAUAAUGCUGGGAGAGUGUUCAUGUAAAGUGUUGGUAGUGGGACAGGAAUCCCAAAUCAAUAUUUAGUCCUCUCUUCUUGCUGUUAAACCAUUUAAUCAUUCUGGCUUCAAAGGCUUUUCUUUCCUGGGUAUUUUUAAAAACCCCUUUCAGUACUUUGAUUUUUAGGUCCUUCAGUGAGUGGCCAGGCUGGGUAAAGUGGUGUCCCACAGGAGUGCAGUAUGAUUCUUCUUUGUGGUGUUUAAUAGAGUGUCUGUGCAUAUUCAUUCUGCCAUUUAAUGGCUGGGUGGUUUCCCCAAUGUAGCAUCCUAGGUGGCAUUUUAUGCAUUGAAUCAUGUAUACCACAUUGCUGGAUGUGCAGGAGUAUGAACCUUUAAUGCUGUAGGUUUUAUUGUUGUGUGUGGCUGUGUUGUCUGUGCAUAUGUGCUGACACAGUUUGCAGCGAGUUUUUUUGCAUUGACUGGUCCUGUUUUCUUCAUUAUUACCAUCAGUGGGCAGCCUCCUGUUGAUUAAUUUUUGUUGGAGGUUUGGUUGUUGUCUGAAGGCCAAAAUGGGUGUUUCAGGGAAAAUGUUUUUCAGAGUCUCAUCUUCUGUUAAUAUUGGUUGUAGGUCUUUGAUGAUUUUCCGUAUUUCCUCAAGAGCAGGGUUGUAGGUGACCACAAGUGGCACUCGUGUGCAUAUUUUUUUCUCUCUGUAUUGUAGCAGGCGCGUACGUGGCGUUUUUACAGCAGAGUUGAUUUGUUUGGUAAUAGUCUUUGGUUUGUAGCCUUUCUGUCUCAUGGAUUGGGAGAGUACAUUUAGAUGGGAAUUACGGUCAUUAGGAUCAGAGCAUAUGCGAUGGUACCUAGUGGCUUGGCUGUAGAUGAUGCCCUGUUUAGUAUGAGAGGGGUGGAAGCUGGAGCUGUGUAGGUAACUGCACCUGUCUGUGGGUUUUCUGUAAACCGAGGUGUGGAUUGUGCCAUUAUUACAUGUCACAGUUGUGUCCAGAAAAUUCACAGAUCUAGUGGAAUAUUCCAUUUUUAGUUUGAUUGAUGGAUGGAAUGUGUUGAAAGAGUCAUGGAACUGUAUCAGUUUUUCUUUGCUUUCAGUCCAAAUUAUGAAGAUAUCAUCGAUGUAGCGAUAAUAUUUGUAUGGUUUGGUGUGUUGGUUAUCUAGGAAUCUCUGUUCAAGAUCUGCCAUAAACAGAUUAGCAUAUUGGGGUGCCAUCUUAGUGCCCAUAGCAGUGCCCAUGGUUUGUAGGUAAACCUCAUUGUUGAAACUGAAGUAGUUAUGUGUGAGGAUAAAUAGUGCCAGUUCUGUGAUAAUUCGGGGGCUGUAUUUUUGGUUGUUGACAUGAGAGAGAAAAUGGAAGCAAGCAUUGAUGCCAUCUGUAUGUGGAAUGUUGCUGUACAGAGAUUCCACAUCCAUGGUUACAAGGAUGGUGUUAGCAGGGAGAUUGGUGAUUUGGCUGAGUUUGUUGAGGAAGUCGGUUGUGUCUUUUAUGAAGCUGUUAGUGUUGGUGACUAGAGGUUUUAGGGUAUUUUCUACCAGUCCUGAGAUCUGUUCUGUGAGAGUUCCCAUUCCUGUAAUUAUGGGUCUUCCAGGAUUGCCGGCUUUGUGAAUUUUGGGAAGCAUAUAGAAAGUGCCCAUGCAGGGACUAGUUGGUAUGAGUGAUUGCAGUUCUAGGUGUAAGUUCUCAGGGAAGGAUUUAAUGAGCUCCCUAAGUUGUGAUGUAUAUUCCUUGGUGGGGUCUUCAUUUAGUUUUCUAUAGUAUUUGUCAUCUGACAAUUGCCUGUCACCCUCUUUUAUGUAGUCCUGGGUGUUCAUUAUCACUACUGCUCCUCCCUUGUCUGCUGGUUUGAUGGUGAUAGCAUGAUUAUUUUUCAGGUCAUUUAUAGCCAUUUGUUCCUGUACUGAGAGAUUAUGAAACAUUUUCUUUUGGUUUUGCUUGGUUGUCAAGGAUACUGUUCUUAGACAGAAACUUUCAAUGUAACUGUCCAGUUUGGCAUUUCGUCCUGGUGCUGGACUGAAAUUAGUGGGUUUUUUCCGGUUGUUGUAAUCCAUUGUGGUUUCAGUGCUCUCUUUGUCAUGAAAGUAUUCCUUAAGUCGCAUCCUUCUGAAAAAUUCUUCCACGUCAGAGUAGAGACCAAUGUCAUCAAGUUUUGUGCUAGGGCAAAAUGAUAGUCCUUUGGAGAGAACUGAUGUUUCUGGGUCAGAUAGUUUGUAAUCCGAAAUGUUAACAAUACCAGAUUUCUCUUGCCAUUUCUCUUUCUCUGCCAAAUGUUUGUGAUAAUCCUGCUGUAGUCUGAUGAGUUUAUUAUUUUUCUUCUUAAAAAGGUCCCUUUGUUGCUUUUUGUAAAAAUAGUGUAGAUCAUGUUCUAGUUGUUUAGCCAUAUAUGUAUUCUCCUCACGUAGAUUUUGGAGUAGAUAUUGUUUUUUAUGUUGUAUGCUAUAUUUCUUGUUGUAGAGCUGGUGGAUGAGAUGGUUUCUUAGUUUCUCACUAGUGCGUUUACACAGGUUUUCAGCAUACUGUGUUUUCUGCGUAUUAGCCAGUGGAUUUUUGAUUUUUAUGCCUUUGGGGAUCAGCUGUCUUUUCUUGCAGAUGGAUAGAAAGUGUAUGUCGCUGUUGAGCUGUACUUCUUUUGUGGUCAUCUUGUAGAUUUGCUUUGUAGAUUUGCUAUAUAUAUGCAAUUGAAAUAGUUGGCUGCACUCUCAGAUUUCCUGAAAAUGUAACUUUUAUUGAAAUAUUUAAGAGAAGAUCAAUGUUUCAGUCCCUCUUGUGGACUUUUGUCACGAUCCUGAAGCAAGUCCACAAGAGGGACUGAAACGUUGAUCUUCUCUUAAAUAUUUCAAUAAAAGUAAAAUUUUAUGGAAAUCCGAGAGUGCAGCCAACUAUUUCAAUUGCCUAUACAUAUACUGGAUACUGGAGCCCUGGUGAUGCAACAGUAUAUAUAUAUAUAUAUAUAUAUAUAUAUAUAUAUAUAUAUUUUAUUGAUACAUUUCUUCUUCUAAUUCAAAAUAUUAGUUCUUUUAGGGUAAUUAAAUUAUACAGUGGGAGCAUACUCACACACAGACAGACAAUCUUACUGAUGCACACAAAUAGGCUCAUUGACAGACAAUGACACACACAGACAAGGUUACUGGCACACACACAAAUUUAGUACAGACAAACUCUGAUACACACACACAGCUUACUAUAGACAACCUCACUGUCACACACACACGCUCACUACAGACAAGCUCACUGAUGCGCACACACUCUCCCUACAGACAAGCCCAUUGACACACACAUGCUCCCUACAGAAGAGCUCACUAACACACAGAUUCACUAUAGACAAGCUCACUGACACACACAUGCUCACUAUAGACAAGCUCACUGACACACAUAUGGUCACUACAGACAAGCUCACGAUCACACUCAUGCUUACUACAGACAAGCUCACUGUACACACAUGCUCACCACAGACAGGCUCCGACACACCCAUGCUCCUUACAGACAAGCUCACUAACACACACACAUAUGAUCCCUACAGACAAGCUCACUGACACACAUACAAGCUCACUCACUAGCAGGCACACACACACACACACACACACACACACAAACUCACUAGCAGGCACAUACACACACACGCAGAGGCUCCCUCACUAGCAGAUGCACGCACACACACACACACACAGAGGCAGACAGUCACUGACACCCAGGCAGACAGCCCCACACACACACACACAGGCAGACAGUCACUGACACCCAGGCAGACAGCCACACACACACACACACAGGCAGACAGUCACUGACACUCAGGCAGACAGCCACACACAUACACAGGCAGACAGCCACACACUCACACACACACACACACAGGCAGACAGUCACACACACACACAGGCAGAGAGUCACACACACAGGCAGAGAGUCACACACACAGUCACACACACAGUCACACACACAGACAGUCACACACAAAGACGGUCACACACAGUCACACACAGACACAGUCACACACAGACACAGUCAUACACUCACACAGACAGUCACACACUCAUACAGACAGUCACACACACACACAGUCACACACUCACACAGACAGUCACACACAGACAGUCACACACACACACAGACAAUCACACACAGUCACACGCUCACACAGACAGUCACACACUCACACAGACAGUCACACACUCACACAGACAGUCACACACACAGUCACACACUCACACAGACAGUCACACACUCACACAGACAGUCACACACUCACAGACAGUCACACACUCACACAGACAAUCACACACAGUCACACGCUCACACAGUCACACAGUCACACAGACAGUCACAUGCUCACACAGACAGUCACACACAGACAGUCACACACAGUCACACACUCACACACUCACACAGACAGUCACACAGACAGUCACACACAGAUAAAGUCACACACACAGACAGUCACACACACAGACAGUCACACACCCACACAGACAGUCACACACUCACAGACAGUCACACACUCACACAGACAAUCACACACAGUCACACGCUCACAUAGUCACACACAGUCACACACAGAGACAGUCACAAGCUCUCACACAGACAGUCACACGCCACACAGACAGUCAUCACACACACAUUGCACAGUCACACACAGACAGUCACACGCCACACAGACAGUCACACACUGCCACAGACAGUCACAUACAGACAGUCACACACUCACACAGACAAUCACACACAGCCACACGCCUCACACAGACAGUCACACACAGUCACAUCGCCUUCACACACAGACAGUCAUCACACACUCACACAGUCACAGCCAUACAGUCACACACUCACACAGACAGUCACACACACACAGACACAGACAGUCACACACUCACACAGACAGUCACACACUCACACAGACAGUCACACACAGUCACACACUCACACAGACACAGACAGUCACACACUCACACAGACACAGACAGUCACACACUCACACAGACAGUCACACACUCACACAGACAGUCACACACAGUCACACACUCACACAGACAGUCACACACAGACAGUCACACACUCACACAGACAGUCACACACUCACACAGACACAGACAGUCACACACACACUCACACAGUCACACACACAGACACAGACAGUCACACACUCACAGACAGUCACACACAGACAGUCACACACAGACAGUCACACACAGACAGUCACACACUCACACAGACAGUCACACACUCACACACAGUCACACACUCACACAGUCACACACUCACACAGUCACACACUCACACAGUCACACACUCACACAGACAGUCACACACACAGACAGUCACACACAGUCACACACUCACACAGACAGUCACACACUCACACAGUCACACACUCACACAGUCACUCACACAGACAGUCACACACAGACAGUCACACACUCACACAGACACACUGACCUCCUUCUUACCUCCUGUUUGUUGCUCCUGCAGGCUGGUUGUUGGGGAAGCAGGGACUCCUUCCUGCUUCCCAUGCUGCAGUCAGCCAGGCCGCCGCCGCACAGUAAGUCCCGCCCCCACAGCACUCUAAGCCCCGCCCCAGCCGCACGCUAAGCCCCGCCCCGCCGCAAUUAUUCUUUUUUCUUUUUUUUAUGAUCCCGGCCAGCCAUGUGUGAGCUGUGCCGGCCGCCUGGCUCCCCCUUCUCCCAUGGGGCUCUGUGCGGCCGCACAGCUCACACAUAGCCGGCCAGGAUCACAGGGCUGCACAGGAGCUGUCAGCCCAAUGAUCAGGGCUGUCAGACCGGCCCCAGGUGCCGCGGCCCACCAGGAAAUUUCCCGGUAUCCCGGUGGGCCAGUCCGGCCCUGGUGAGGUCUCAGAAGUGUUCUGUAAAAUGGCAUGAGCACUUCCCUCUUUCUACUGCUAAUACCUCUCCCUAUACAACCAAGCAUUCUGCUAGCAUUUCCUACUGCUCUAUUACAUUGUCUGCCUACCUUUAAGUCAUCAGAAAUAAUCACCCCUAAAUCCCUUUCCUCAGAUGUUGAGUGUGACGAGACCAAUCUCGCCACAUUGCAUUGGAGAAGCCUGGUUGCUCGCCUGCUGCCUUUGGAAUAUGGCCCCUGUUAAAAGACAUUUUUUUUACCUGCAGAAAAGCUUCAUUCGUGCUUUUCUGCCUGGGGUUCGGUAGAUUUGUUUGAAUGUGUUAUACCCCAGAUAGGAAUCCCAUGGAGCCCAUUCGUAUGAAACUGACUGUAAAGACUUUGGCUCCAUGGCGAUUAAACUGUAUUCGUGUGGUCUGAGCGCCAUUCACUUAAUAAUGUGCGCUCAGACCUGAGCUAUCUGGGGAUAUGUUACAUGUCUGUGUUUUAUGUAAUAAAUGUGACUUUAUGUAUUUUAAAGUGUUUUGUGUCUUUUUGCAACCAUGUGCUUAAUGGAGUCUUGUGUCUGUCCUGGGAGAUAAUUGAAUUACUUAUCUCCAGGAUAGAAGACUCUGAAACUGGUUUGGGCCAGAAAGCCAUGCUUCAUUUAGUCACAAAGGACUUUUUACUAACUUUUGAACCCCUUGUCUGAUUGUGCCAUUUUUAAUAUGUUGUUCCCCUGAAUGGAUUGAUUGUGAAUAUGUAAUUUUAUGUGAAUGUGAUGUAUGGUUUUAGAGUUAUGAAAGUUGGGUAGAAAGUAUGUUUUAACUGUAUGUGUAAUUGAGUUUCCUCUCAGGAUAAGGGGAGGGAAUAUGUGGGAUGUAACUGUGAUGUGAUUGGUUGUUUUAUACCUCCCUGUGGGCGGUCCUGUAUUUGCAAGACUGUAAUAAAAACCAGGCUGGGUGUGCCAGCACCUCAGACCACUGCUUGACCCUCAACACGGAGCAUUGUCUCGUUCUUGGGGGGAUUCACUGUAUGCUGUUAGAGACUGAUUGCCAGGAGUGUAAGCUGAUUGUCUGCUUUUCCUGUUCGUCUGCUAGCAGCUAUUUGGGAGGUUCCAGUUCAGGAGUUGGAAUGCUAUUUUGUAUCCAGUUCGGGAGUUUGGUGUUCUGCAGUAGCUGUGCCUGUAUCUCUGGAAAGGGGGCCGAUCGCCUAAACGGUUUUUACCCCUUGUGUGCAAAACGGUCCGUUACAUUGAGGUUAGGACUCUAUCAAAUAUUCUGUACUCUGCCCUUGGGUUUUUACAUCCAAGAUGCAUUAUCUUGCACUUAUCCACAUUAAAUGUCAGUUGCCACAACUCUGACCAUUUUUCUAGUUUACCUAAAUCAUUUUCCAUUUGGUUUAUCCCUCCUGGAACAUCAACCCUGUUAUAUAUCUUAGUAUCAUCAGCAAAAAGACAUACCUUACCAUCAAGUCCUCCUGCAAUAUCACUAAUAAAAAUAUUAAAGAGAAUGGGUCCAAGCUUCGAAUAUACUCCAUUGACUACAACCCUCUGUUGCCUGUCACUCAGCCACUGCCUUACCCAUUCAACAAUAUUGGAAUUCAAACUUAAAGAUUGCAAUUUAUUGAUAAGCUUUCUAUGUGCAACAGUGUCAAAAUUCUUAAUGAAAUCUAGGUAAGCAAUGUCUACUGCACCACCCUGAUCUAUUAUUUUAGUUACCCAAUCAAAAAAAUCAAUAAGAUUAGUUUGGCAUGAUCUCCCUGAAGUAAACCCAUGUUGUCUCUGAUCUUGAAAUACAUGUAUUUUUAGAUGUUCAACAAUCCUAUCUUUUAACAUGGUUUCCAUUACUUUCUCCACUACUGAAGUAAGGCUUACUGGCCUAUAGUUGCCCGACUCCUCCCUACUACCUUUUUUGUGAAUGGGCACAACAUUCGCCAACGUAUAAUCUUCUGGGACUACUCCUGUUAACAAUGAUUGGUUAAAUAAAUCUGUUAAUGGUUUUGCUAGUACACCACUAACCUCUUUUAAUAACUUUAGGUGUAUUUCAUCAGGUCCCAUUUACUUAUUUGUCUUUACUUUUGACAGUUGAAAUAGAUCCUGCUCCUCUGUAAACUCACAUGUAAUAAAUGACUUAUUUGUCCUUUUUCCUAACUGAGGUCCCUUUCCUUCAUUUUCCUCUGUAAAUACUGAACAAAAAUAUUAAUUGAGGCAGUCAGCUAGACCUUUAUCCUCAUCUACAUACCUCCCUUCUUUUGUUUUUAAUCUAACUAAUCAUUGUUUCACUUUCCUUUUCUCAUUUAUGUAUCUAAAAAAUGUUUUGUCCCCUUUUUUACUGACUGUGCUAUUUUCUCUUCUGUGUGUGAUUUGGAAGCUCUUAUAACUUGCUUAGCCUCUUUCUGCCUAAUCUUAUAGCGCAUUCUGUCUUCCUCACUCUGGGUUUUUUUAUAAUUACUAAAUGCUAACUUUUUGUUUUUUUACUUUUUUGGCCAUAUCUGCAGAGUAUCACAGUGGUUUCUUGAAUUAUUUGCUUUUACUGACAAGCCUAAUGCAAUUUUCUGUUGCCUUCAGCAGUGCAACUUUUAAAUAAUCCCAUUUCUCUUGGACUCCAUUUAAAUUGCUCCAAUCUCAUAAUGACUCUUUUACACGUAUUCUAAUUUUAGAAAAGUCUGUUUUUUUAAAGUCUAAAACUUUUGUUUUUGUGUGAUGUGACUCAGUCACUGUUCUUAUAUUAAACCACACUGACUGAUGAUCACUGGAUCCUAAACUUUCACCUACAGUAAUAUACCAAAUCUCCAUUUGUUAACACUAAAUCUAGUAUGGCCUCAACAACUUGCUUUAGAGACAAUCCCAGUAGGGAGUUUAGUAUAUGUGUGCUCCUGGCACAAGCAGCUAAUUUUGUUUUCCAAUUCAGUUACCGCAGUAUAUUAUGUACUGAAAGAGUCGUAGCAUAGCCUUGAAGCUUGUUUAUGCAUUAUUGUAAUUGUAUUUCGUCUGGGACAAAAUGGCGUAAACAUAAAAAGCACUGAAAGUAUGUAAAAGGUUAUUGCUUAGAGAAACGUAUAAAAAACAAUAUGUUCCAUUUCUAACACCGAGUCAGUUUGCAAUAUCUCUUAAAGACGAAGUACACAGUUUGAGAAAUACAAUAUUUGCAUUUGCCCAUAACAACUCGGCCCUCGGUCCAUGACUGAUCUGCCCAAGUGGUCAGUUCGCCCCUGUACACAGGCAAAAAUACAUUCUGAUGUUUCCCACGCCCCCAAUGUCUCUUAACCCCCUUUUGAAUAUCCUAAGUUCUUGUGUUUAUUUUUCCCUCUUUUGAAUGUCUUACCCAUUUUAUUGUAUCUUAUCCCCCAUGUUCCCCCUUUGCAUGUCUUACACAUUCUGUGUAUGUCUCUUACUCCCCCUCCUUUGUGUGUCUUAUACUUCCACCGGCCACUUUGUGGGUCUCAUACUUCCCCCAAGCCUUUGUGUGUCAGGGUUUGGUGUAUGGAACCUGAAAAUGCAGAACUUGUACUAGCAAAAACAAUAAACAAAAGUCCAAGGCAAACAAAUCCAAUAGGGCAAGGCAGAGUCAGGCAAUCCAGGGUUCAAAGUCCAGGCAGCAAUGGUUCAGUAACAGGGGCAGUAUGGGUCUGUCCUUCAUCUGGGCUGCCAUGGGAGGUAAUUAUGUUUUCAGAUUGAUUCCAGCUGCACCCACAGGACCCACAGGUCCUGCAGCAUGGAAUGAUCAUGCACAACUCCCAAUCAUCUAUCGUUGCGUGUGAGAUGUGAUGUGGUCGGAGUUUGAAGUUUGCGGUCUGCCUCUGGCAUUCACGCAUGCCACCGGAGCAGCAAGGAAGUGAAGGUAAGUCAUGAAAUUGUGUCUCUUAUUUCUCUCACCCCUCUGUGUGUCUCUUUCUCACCUUUCCCUGCCUAUGUGUGCCUUUUUCUCCUUCCAGUACCUAUGCGUGUCUCUUUUUUCCAUCCAGCUCCUCUGUGUGUCUCUUUCCCCAAGCACAGUUGUGUGUCUCUGUCUCCUACCAGUCCCUUUGUGUUUCUCUUCUCCAAGCUCCUCUGUAUGUACUCCAACACAUUGUCACUCCCCCUCAGCCCUUUUGUGUAUCUCUUUUCCCCUUCCCCAGCUCCUCUGUGUGUGUGUCUCCUGCCCAACCCUUCUGUAUGUUUCUUUCUCCCCUUUUCUCAGCCCUUUUAGUAUGUCUCUCAUUCACCUCCCCCAGCCCUUCUGUGUGUCUCUUUCUCCCCUUCCACAGCCCAUCUGUGUGUGUCUAUCUCUCCUACCCUAGCCCCUCUGUUUGUCUCUGCCCCCAGCCAUUGUUCUGUGUAUCUUUCCCUGCAACUCCUCAACUCCCACCAGUACCUUAUCUUUCUGUAUGUGUGUCUCUUUCUCUCUUCCACCAGUACCUUGUAUCUUUCUGCCCCCAGCCCAUAUGUGUGUCUCUUUCUCUCUUCAAGAUCAUCUGUGUGUCUCUUUCUCCUUCCAGCCCCUCUGUGUGUCUCUUUUCUUCAACCCCUCUGUGUGUCUCUUCCCCUCUAGAACCUCAUCUCUUUCUGCCCCCAGCCCAUAUGUGUGUCUCUUUCUCUCUUCAAGAUCAUCUGUGUGUCUCUUUCUCCUUCCAGCCCCUCUGUGUGUCUCUUUUCUUCAACCCCUCUGUGUGUCUCUUCCCCUCUAGAACCUCAUCUCUUUCUGCCCUCCAGCCACUUUGUGUGUCUCCUUUCCUCAGCCUCUCUGUAUCUAUCUUUACCACUCCCUUUGCAUUUCUCAUUCCUGACCUGCUCUCCUGUGUGUCUCUCCCACCCCAGCACCUUUUCUCUUCCACCCCCACCCCGCUUUGUGUAUCUCUUUUUCUUUCCCAAGCCUCUCUGUAUGUCUCUUUCCCCCAGACCUUCUGUGUGUCUCUUUUCCCCGUCCCCAGCUCCUUUGUGUGUCUCUUUCUAUCUCACACCAGCCCAUCUGUGUGUCUUACUCUCCUUCCCAGCCCCUCUUUACAGGGAGUGCAGAAUUAUUAGGCAAAUUAGUAUUUUGACCACAUCAUCCUCUUUAUGCAUGUUGUCUUACUCCAAGCUGUAUAGGCUCGAAAGCCUACUACCAAUUAAGCAUAUUAGGUGAUGUGCAUCUCUGUAAUGAGAAGGGGUGUGACAUCAACACCCUAUAUCAGGUGUGCAUAAUUAUUGGGCAACUUCCUUUCCUUUGGCAAAAUGGGUCAAAAGAAGGACUUGACAGGCUCAGAAAAGUCAAAAUAGUGAGAUAUCUUGCAGAGGGAUGCAGCACUCUUAAAAUUGCAAAGCUUCUGAAGCGUGAUCAUCGAACAAUCAAGCGUUUCAUUCAAAAUAGUCAACAGGGUCGCAAGAAGCGUGUGGAAAAACCAAGGCGCAAAAUAACUGCCCAUGAACUGAGAAAAGUCAAGCGUGCAGCUGCCACGAUGCCACUUGCCACCAGUUUGGCCAUAUUUCAGAGCUGCAACAUCACUGGAGUGCCCAAAAGCACAAGGUGUGCAAUACUCAGAGACAUGGCCAAGGUAAGAAAGGCUGAAAGACGACCACCACUGAACAAGACACACAAGCUGAAACGUCAAGACUGGGCCAAGAAAUAUCUCAAGACUGAUUUUUCUAAGGUUUUAUGGACUGAUGAAAUGAGAGUGAGUCUUGAUGGGCCAGAUGGAUGGGCCCGUGGCUGGAUUGGUAAAGGGCAGAGAGCUCCAGUCCCACUCAGACGCCAGCAAGGUGGAGGUGGAGUACUGGUUUGGGCUGGUAUCAUCAAAGAUGAGCUUGUGGGGCCUUUUCGGGUUGAGGAUGGAGUCAAGCUCAACUCCCAGUCCUACUGCCAGUUCCUGGAAGACACCUUCUUCAAGCAGUGGUACAGGAAGAAGUCUGCAUCCUUCAAGAAAAACAUGAUUUUCAUGCAGGACAAUGCUCCAUCACACGCGUCCAAGUACUCCACAGCGUGGCUGGCAAGAAAGGGUAUAAAAGAAGAAAAUCUAAUGACAUGGCCUCCUUGUUCACCUGAUCUGAACCCCAUUGAGAACCUGUGGUCCAUCAUCAAAUGUGAGAUUUACAAGGAGGGAAAACAGUACACCUCUCUGAACAGUGUCUGGGAGGCUGUGGUUGCUGCUGCACGCAAUGUUGAUGGUGAACAGAUCAAAACACUGACAAAAUCCAUGGAUGGCAGGCUUUUGAGUGUCCUUGCAAAGAAAGGUGGCUAUAUUGGUCACUGAUUUGUUUUUGUUUUGUUUUUGAAUGUCAGAAAUGUAUAUUUGUGAAUGUUGAGAUGUUAUAUUGGUUUCACUGGUAAUAAUAAAUAAUUGAAAUGGGUAUAUAUUUGUUUUUUGUUAAGUUGCCUAAUAAUUAUGCACAGUAAUAGUCACCUGCACACACAGAUAUCCCCCUAACAUAGCUAAAACUAAAAACAAACUAAAAACUACUUCCAAAAAUAUUCAGCUUUGAUAUUAAUGAGGUUUGUGGGUUCAUUGAGAAGAUGGUUGUUGUUCAAUAAUAAAAUUAAUCCUCAAAAAUACAACUUGCCUAAUAAUUCUGCACUCCCUGUAUAUCUUUUUCCCCUUUCCUAGACCCUCUGUAUGUCUCUCCCCCAGACAUUCUGUGAGUCUCUCCCAGCAUCCCCCCGUGUGUCUGUUCCCAAUCAGCACCUUGUUUCUUUUUUCCCCACAGCUUUUUGUGUGAUUUUCUCUCCUUCCCUAGCCUGUCUGUGUCUCUUCCCACCAGCCCCUCUGUGUCUCUCUUUCCCCCAAUCCUCUCUGUAUGUAGCAUGGCUGUGCAGAACCCGGUAGAAUAUCUCAGUGAACAACUUCCUGUUAGACCGAGUCACGUCUGCACAGCUCUAUGCACAUUUCCUUCCUGCCAGCCAUCUGGACCUUGCACUCUGAGCCAGUGCACCCUAAGGUGGCCACCUGUACCUCCUUAUGUUUACACCAGCCCUCAGUCCACAGCAUAUGGAGUGCUGAAGGUUGCCUACCCCUGAAAAAAUGUUUGCAUCUUUACUCUUUUUUGUUUUCUACAGGAACUGUAUAUAGGGCUAAUUUUCUAUUGUCACACUUCAUUCCUCUUACCUUUCACUCUUAAAAUGCUACUCCUUUCAUCAAGCCCAACAACCAUUUGACCAAGUAAAGAUUUAUUUUACCUCUGCUCUGACUCCUAGAACUAACCUUCUCUUAUCUGAAAGAUUGAUAGCUCUGGAGAUGCUCUUGAAAUCCUUUCCUUGUGCUGCUCAGUAAGACUUCCCUGUCAUUCUCCAGUGGCUUUCCAUUUUAGAAAAAUCACCCAAGGAGAAGUAAAAAUGAAAAGCAACUUUUGUCCAUUAAAUUUUCUUUUGAACAAAGGCAGCAAGUGAUGUUCGCUGUUCUUUUUUUUUUUUUAAACAGUUCCUUCGUAAAGGUUAAUUAUAUUCAGUCACUGUACCGUUGCUUUUUAUAGAAGCUGCACCCAUAUCUCACAAUACUGACAAUCCUUCUAAAGAAAUAAUUGUAGAAUAUAGCAAUUUAAAUGAGGUUCUGAUGGUACAUUGCAAUAUGUUUGCUUCCAGCAGAUAGAUCAUGGUUACCAUGAACCACUGAUUGCAACUUCUAUUUUCUUUAAGUGCACAUUAAAGGGCCUAGACUUCAGAACUAAUGUGUUUUUUUCUAAAAUCAACCAACAUUCAAUAUGAUUUACUAAAUGGCGGUGAAACUGUAGCAGCUAAAAUUAAUUACAUUCCAAAGUCAUUUGAAGGAUCUUUGAUAUUUACUACCAUGGAUUCUGAGCAUCUCAGCUUAGCCACAGAAAUUAUUUUCCCAGCAUAAGACCUGCAAGACUUGUUAGAGAUCUAUGGUUUAAAGUCGGCCAAUCACCAAUUACUAAUUAUCAAGACUAUACCUUCAAGGAAUUUGCUGGGAGGCAUUAACAAUUUACCAGCUCAGUCACCCUCAGACAAAAACAUAAAUAAAGUAAUUUUAUAACUUCCUAAAUGUCUUUAUUUCAGCCACCACAGGUUUGACAAAGGCUUUUCCAGAGUGGAAACAUUGCCAGGUUACCACUUGGUGGAUGAAAUAAAGGCACGUUGGAAAUUAUAAAAAUACUUUGAUGUUUAUGUUCUUGAAUAUACAAGGUGAUCGAGAUAUAUAAAAGGGCUCUCCUGCCUUGAAUGUUCAGGCUGGAUGGCAAAGAUGAAGCUGUUUUGUUCCCUAUCCAUUUUUGGAGUAAAUGUUAAUGAAGUUACAUUGGAUUACUAAUAAAUAUUAAUAUUGACUGAAGAUUAAAGGUCUUCAAUUGUGACAUGUAAGAAAGCAGAAAAAAUAAAUUUUUUAAAGAUCUGAUUAGUAACAUAACAAUAACAUACCAAUGGUUAUGGUUCUUUUAGGCUGGGGGUUCAACCCCCGAGAGUCUUUGUGGCACCGGUGGCUUGGUUUCCACUAACCAGUAUUGCUGUUGUGGAGUGGAAAUGCCACGUUGGCCAUAGCUAUUUUGUCCACAUUUGAUGCCAUUCAUUGGCUUUGUGGGAAGCACAUAUUGUAGGAAGUAUUUAUCUAGGAAGCUGACAAUUUCAGAAGCUAAGGAUCACUGUGUAGACAGUUCCAGUAGUCAUAAAGCCACCAGAUUAACUAGAGAAUAUGAGAGUUUGCUGAUUCCUCCCCAGAGACUAUAUAUCCUGCAGUUCAAUUAAGGUAAAAAUAUGUACUGUUAUUUAAAUAACUAUUAUUAUUGGAUGACCAUGGCUCCUUUUGCACUCAUAGAUGUUUCAGUAUUAAUGGUGAUUUAUUAUACUGUAGUUAUUAUGUAACCAAACCUUUACUGCCUGGUAAUUUAAUGUUUCUAACUUUCAUGCUAAUUCACUCUUAUUCAUAUAUUAUUAUUGUAUGUUUUACCUUAUAAUUAGUACAAAAUAAAAUAAAUAUUUAUUAUGCCAUUAGGGAUUUCUGCUUAAAAGGAAUUAACUGCAAUAUAUUGUUGUGGUUAUAGUGCAAUGAAACUGUACGCAGUCACUUGGGUGUUUGUCAAUUUAUUUUCAAUCAGUUUGACAGAAUUCAAAGGAAACUUAAACAUCCAUCGCCCACCUCAUUGCUUGCAAAGUCACACUGGGACCAUCUAGUUUACUCAUUAUCUGGCCAUAUUCUUGCUGUGUAGUGAUAUCUCACCUAGGGUUUGAUUUAACAUUUAUUUGAAAUUCUAGCAGCUGAACCUAAUAAACUGGUGGCUGCUCUAGCUUAAUCCUUCCAAAGCACAUUUAUCUGAAAAUAUUUUUUUUUAUUAAGAAUGUAUCAAAUGCAAGUUGUUCAUCACAUAUCAUUGGUACAUCAGCAUUAGAUGUUGUUAUUGCAGUGGUACCGUAUAUAUUCUCGAGUAUAAGACGACCCGAGUAUAAGUCGAGACCCCUAAUUUUACCCCCAAAAACUGGGAAAACUUAUUGACUCGAGUAUAAGACCAGGGUGAGAAAUGCAGCAGCUACUGGUAAAUUUCUAAAUAAAAUUAUAUCCCCAAAUAAUUAUAUUAAUUGAAUAUUUAUUUACAGUGUGUGUAUAUAAUAAAUGCAGUGUGUGUGUAUAAGUGCAGUGUGUUUAUGUAUGAGUGCAGUGUGUGUGUGUGUGUGUAUGAGUGCAGUGUGUGUGUGUGUAUGAAUGCAGUGUGUGUAUGAAUGCAGUGUGUGUAUGAAUGCAGUGUGUGUGUAUGAGUGCAGUGUGUGUGUGUGUAUGAGUGCAGUGUAUGUAUGAGAGCAGUGUGUGUGUAUGAGUGCAGUGUGUGUGUGUAUGAGUGCAGUGUGUGUGUAUGAAUGCAGUGUGUGUGUAUGAGUGCAGUGUGUGUGUGUGUGUGUAUGAGUGCAGUGUGUGUAUAUGAGUGCAGUGUGUAUGAGUGCAGUGUGUGUGUGUGAUGCAGAGCCUUGGUGGGGGGUGGGCAUUUUAAUUAUUUAUUUUUAAUUAUUAUUAUUUUAAUAUAAUUUUUAAAAAAUAUUAUUAAUAUUUUAUUUUUUUAUUAUUUAAUUUUUUAUUUAUAUUUUUUUCCUCCCCCCUUCCUGCUUGUUAGCUGGCCAGGGAGGGGGGCUCUCAUUGGGCUAUGUAGGAGGGGGGCUGGCAGAGAGCUGUAACUUACCUUCACAGCAGCUGCUGUGAAGGCAAGUUACAGCUCUCUGCCAGCCCCCAACAGUACCGCCGGGCUUGUAAUGAGCCCGGCGGUCCUGGUCUGUAUUAUGGCAAUGUAAAUUGCCAUAAUACAGACAUUGACUCGAGUAUGAGUUGAGUUGGGGUUUUUCAGCACAAAAAAUGUGCUGAAAAACUCGACUUAUACUUGAGUAUAUCCGGUAGUUACAUAUGGUUUAGUUAAACAACAUUCUCUUUUUAAUUGAAUUGAAUUUAUAAGCAGGUUUAAUAGGGAAAAUGUGAGGGGAAUAAAUAAGCGUGGGAAAAUGGAAUAGUGUAAUAAUUUUAGAACGAUUGGCUUCACAAAAGAUCCACCACCACUGUCAGUGGAAGGCAGAGCCAUCUCCACCACUAGGCGAAUUAGGCAGCCACCAAGAGCACACCAACACCCUACUGUCUCCACUAUUGUACUGAAUUGCUUAUUUGAGUAGUGGUAAUUGGCAAUAAAAAGAAUAAAAAUUUCCUCUCAGAAUUUCCAAAUUACUGGUCAGUCCUAGUGUUGCAGUGACAUUUAAAACAUUUUGUGUCAGGUUUUUGGUUCAUUGAGUUCAGUAAAACUUAAACGGGCCUCCAACAAUCAUAGAGACUUAGACAUCACUAGGGGAGUGUCCAGCUGUUCUUAAAGCUGCAGUACAGAAUAUGCAAUCAUACAAUGAAAGCUACAGUAACUAGAGACUUGAGUGUCUGCUCAAGACAGGUCCUCUUUGUAAGCCUACCAGAUUCCCUGCACAGUUAUUACGAAAUUUCAAAACUUACCUCUUCUUGCUCCAGUACUCUUUGUCAAUGCAGAUUGCAAUACUUAUUGUUCUGUACAGGUCCAAUGGAUAUAUUAAACACUACUGAACUGUCUCCAUGGAUCUUCAAUUAUGUCAUGUUCAGAGCCGUCUUAACACAUGGGUACACUGGGUAGUUGCCCCGUGGUCCCACGAGUUUAGGGGACCCCAUAGUCUUGCCAAUUUUUCAGUAUAUUAUUCCUGGAGAUUUAUUCAGAACCUUCAAACCCUCUUUGUUAAAUUGCUUAGGAGCACUAAUCACCUUAGUAUCAAUUGUUAUCUGUAUAUGCGAUCUUGCAGUUGCUGAAUACAUAUCUUGACCUUGACGAAAACCAACUCCACGCAGUAAUUGUACUUAAGCAAGACAAAACCAACACGCAUCGUUUUUCUGUGUUUCCCAAUGUUGAACUUGCACUCGGAGUGUUCAUGUGCAUCACAAUGACCAACUGUGCAAGAGAACGUUCAUUUUCAAGACUGAAAAAAAAAAUCAGCUUUACAGCACAAUAGGGCAGCAGCGUUCGAACUGGCUUUCACUCAUGUGUAUGGAAAAUAACAACAUGAACACCAUUGACUUCAAGCCAAUUAUAAUCUCUGUGCCAUCUCCGUCUGUAUGAUUCCAACGGAGUCAAUUUUUAAGUUGAAUUUCUUAUUUUCCAACUUCAAGACUCAUGUUUUAUUGUCCACAUGUUAGUGUGGAUCAAUCUCUUGUUUAAUGUUUCAACACGGAUUUCGUUGGAGCUACCAACAAAUAUAAGCUUUGGUUUAUCGAUAAGUUACAUUUACAUUCCUGUGAGUGGUUGUGUAGGCAGGGCCCCAGCGUACUGCUUUGCUCAGAGGCCUAUAAUGCUGUUAACAUGGCCUCGGUCAUGUUCAGAAUAAAACUACCUUAAAGAUAUAAUAUCCAAAUUCAAUGAGCAGUACUAUAAUACUUGUCGUACACUGCAGUCUUUCAGCUAGCUAAGCUUAACUUAUUCUUGCCUAGAAUGUUAUUGAAUUUAUCCUCACCAUCAAUAAUUCAGCUGUCUGUUUAUGUACACUAACUGUCAGUCAUGGCAGUAAUUUUACCAUGAAGUUCCAGGUUUUUGGUAAAAUCCCUUGCCAGGGCUAUCUCUAGAGUAGGAAAUUAACUUUUACCUGUAUCAUAGUGGUAAUGGUACUGGAAAUGGAUUCUCAAUGGGGGAGAGUUGGUCCUAAAGCACUAAAGGGACACUAUAGUCACCAGAACAAUUACAGCCUAUUGUAUUUGGUCUGGUGAGUAGAGUCAUUCCCUUCAGGCUUUUUGCAGUAAAUACUGUCUUUUCAGAGAAAAUGCAGUGUUUACAUUAGAGCCUAGAGCCUAGGGAUAACCGACCACUCCUCAGAUGGCUAUGCACAGCACCGUCAGCAUGGAGACACCGAAGAUGGUGAUUGGCCAGGACUGUGUUUGACUUGUGCUGGGUCUACCUCUGAUCUGCCUCCUUGACAGUGUUAGCCAAUCCUAUUGGAAAGCAUUAUGAUUGGUUCAGGGAAUAAUUUCUGAUGAUGUCAAGCAAACAGGCAGGUCACGGGCAGAGGCAGCAGCUGCAGACUUGAAUACAAGUAAGAUUUUACUAUAUAAAUUUAGGGCGGCAAGGGGGCCAUAGGGGGGGGGGGGGGAUUCUGCAUUCUGUUCAAAGGGGGAUACUGACAAAACCUAGGUUGUUGGUGUACCUUGAUGUCUGGAUUGGCAACCAAUAUCUAUAUCAGAGGUUGGCAACUCCAGAUGUUGUUAACUAUAUCUCCCUGAUACUUUGCCAGCAUUAUGGCUGUAAGAGCAUUAUGGAAGAUGUAGUCCACAACACCUGCAGGAGGUUUCCUGCCCUGCUCUAUAUUAAUGAUGGUUAACCUUGGAACCCCAGUGAACUACAUUUUCAUGAUGCUGCUCAUCCAGGCUGAUCUAAUUCACAUAUACUGGGGUGCCAAGAUCAGCCAUCACUGAUUUAGAAUACCAUAUGCAGUAACAGUUACACUAAAUGAUUAGGACUGCAAGCACUAAUACACACAGAAGAGAUAACACAAAGAGGUAACGUCCAAAUCCCAACUGUUAUAAUAAAGGAUCCUAGUUGUGUUAACAUGAAUUGCACUGAAAUAUUUAGCAUAUUAUUAGAUAUGGUACAAUCAUGCAGCAAGCACUGAGGUUAGAGUGCAAGAGGUGCUUGAGCCAAUGGAGAUUAGGAUGGGAGUUCUUUUCUAUAAUCAGGCUACCCAGCAUCAAAAGGCAAAAUUCACAGAAUAUGCAGAAGGAAACCAGGUCCGACACUGUGAUAAUAACAUAUUACAGAAAAUCAGAAGAACAGAUAAAAUCCAUUCAGGAGGAGCUUUUCUUUAUUUCUAAAGAAAAUAAUAAGAAGCACUAUUUACUGCAGCGGUUCACUCUGAAAUGACAAAGAAUGUAAAAAUAAAUGAGUAAACUUGCAGAAAACAUGUAAUAAUGUAACACCGAUGGUUAAAACAACAUUCUACAUUAAAAGUGAUAAAAAUGGAAGCAUCAAACAUGUCACAUCGUAGGAUAGAAACAAAAAGAGACACAACUAAAUAAUGAACGAGACAGUCAGAAUAAAAACUAGAGAAAGGGGGGAAAAGGCAUUCAGAAAGAGGGAGGGAGAGAGCGAGUGUGAUAGAGGAGGAGGGAGGAGAAGAGAAUGGAUCUGGAAAGUGAGAGACAGAGGAAGGGAGAGAUGAAAGAAGUGCAGCAGCUUAGCCAGGAGGUAAGAAGAGAAAAUCUGAUACAUACACUCGCUGAAUGCAACAUACAGCCAGAGCCGCUAUAUAUUUAUACAUAGUGAUGUAUGCAAGCAAGGUAUAAAUACCUUCACACAGGAGGACAUUUCAAACAAACAUACCCUACAAUUAGGUAGCAAAACUGUAUUUUAAUUACCAAGAGAGAGACCUGGGGGUACACAGCUGUGUUCAUGCUGUGCACAAACACACACAUUAUAUGGGUAUAUUGAAACAUAGAGGGAGAUGUGUACACAGCAAGCAAGUGAAUAAAACUGUGGGGGUAAGAGCAAUGAUUUAACAAGAAUGCAUGUGUGCAAAUGUGUGUUUAUAUAUAUACAAAUACAAACACACACACACACACACACACACAUAUAUAUAUAUAUAUAUAUAUAUGUAUCAAUCUUUAAUUGCUUAGAUAGAUAGAUAGAUAGAUAAAGAGAGAAAGAGAGAAAGAGAGAUAGAGAUUUUAUGCAGAUAAAUGUUAAUAAAUGCAUUUAAAGGACUAGCAAAUACACAGUUUAGUUGUACAUACAGAGCAGUGUGAUGUGUAAUUAAUAAUAAAUAUAUAUAUAGUGCAUAGUGACAAAUGGGAAUUAAAUGACUUUUUAGGUUUGCAUGCUUUCUCAGGGGAGUUAUAUUUGAUAUAUUAGUGUUCUCAUUUUAUGUGAUUUUUUGUCUGUCUGAAUUGUUUGUUGGGAUUGUGAACUCUUGCUGUUUAUAUGUUGUAUUCUUCAAAGUAUAAAUAGCUCUUAUUUUCCAUUGCUUAUUGCCUUGGAGUUCAGAGGAUUUCUCUUCUGGGGUCAUAAUUCUAUAAUUGCUUUGUUGCCGUUUCCUUAUAAUUGUAAGUAUAUGUUAAGUCAAUUUUCUGGGAAAGUAAUUAUGGAAGCUUGGCUGUUUACGUUAGUUAUACAAUGUGUGUAACAGUAAGUGGUAUUUUGCUUCCACAUACAAGAAAUUAUAAUCAAGUAAAGUGUCAGGAAAGAUACAUUGAGAUUGCUUGGCAUUUCCAAGUAGGUGCCAAUGUAUAGAUGCUAUUACACAUAGUGCUGCUGAUGUUAUGGACCAUAGAUUAGAUGACCCUGUCUAUAAUGUAAAACCUUUGUCUUGAGGUUUGAUCAGGGGGUGCAGUUGGUGCAUUAACCAACCUUUCUCACCAGCUUUGUGUGUUUUCAGUUGCAUUAUAUUUGUUGGUAUUUUUUGAUGUAUAUAUGUGUAUAAAAUGUUCUGAUCAGAACACAAAUCUUUCUAUGUAAUUUGAUGCUAAUAGAAUCUGAGGUACAUGUUUCUAACAAAAUGCCAUAAUGUUAGUUUAUGUUAUAUAUCAGUGUUGUAAUGCUAUACAUUUGUCUUAUGCAUAUAAGGUAUGUUUUAAAAUGAACGUGUUAGUUUUGAUUGAUUUUGUUGUUCCAAUUGGUAUAGAGCUAUGUGUGUGUUUGGUUGUGCUUGUCUUUGAGCUCUGUGAUCUAUGAUUAUGUUUAAUCUGCAGAAGGAAUCUGCAGUUACUCUAUGUUGGACUAACUGCAGUGUAUGCUCUGGGGUCUAUGUGUGUGGAAACAUUACCUUUUGCAAGUUUAAACACUGCAUGUUGCAUUUAUACGGAUAAAGACAGGCGUGUUGUUAUGUCUGUAUAAUAUCAUUUGCUGCAUUGGCCAUGGAAUUUGUCUUGUAAAUAUAUAGCUGAGAUGUUAGCUCUAUAACUUGAAAAGCCAGCCUAUGGCUUUCCUGAUCUAGAACUCUAGAGCCUGUUUGUAUCUCUAGAGAUGAUAUGAAUUGCACAACUACAGUUACUGGUCAGUUCUGGUUGGCUACCCAUGAAUUAUGCAUGUAUGUUUUUUUGUUGAAGACUGCAUUUAAUAAAUUUUUCUAAUGAGGAAUACAUUCUCUGCACUCCAUUUAGACUCCACAGAAGAUCCUAUGGUUCGAGGAUAUCUUUGGUCCCAUCUUUGCCCAUGUCUUUGCAGAACUGGUGACUCUCCUUUGAGAGACUCUGAUGUGUGAGAGAUGUCUCAGGCAUGGAAUGGCUCAACUUCCACAGAGCUACCUCCAGGAGGAAUCAUUGUACCAGUUGUCUUCUCACUAAUAUUUGCCCUGGGCACAGUGGGGAAUGGACUAGUCUUGGUCGUGCUACUGCGAAACGUACAGACCAAGUACAACACCACCAAUCUCUUCAUCCUGAAUCUGGGGGUUGCAGAUCUUUGCUUCAUAUUGCUCUGUGUACCAUUCCAGGCCACCAUAUACACUCUGGACGGAUGGCUGUUUGGGGCUUUCCUCUGCAAAGCUGUUCACUUCUCCAUCUACCUAUCCAUGUAUGCAAGCAGCUUCACCCUGGCUGCCGUCUCAGUGGACAGGUAAAAAAAACAAAGAGGGCAGAUCAGACAGAGGCUUAUUUACUAAACUCUGAAUUGCAGCAAAUGGAAAUCUGAAUUACAGAAUUUAGGGUAAAAUUGAUGAUCUGGAAACAUUCUGCAACUCAGUUAUUGUCACUGUGUGGCUAUUUUGAACCAAAUUUGUAAUUAAUAUUUAAAAUGACUAUAAUUCAGGGUUUAGUGAAGAAGACUCUCAGCCUUAAACUCACACUCUAUUCUCUGUAUUGAUUGUUAAUGGCAAUCUAAUUUUCUUAUAUCGAUUUUUGCUUUAUUUUUCUCUGUACCCCAAUGUUAAGUUAAUCGGUUUCCUUAAAACCAGUCCAGACUCAUCAUCUUCAAUUCUCUUUUGCAGAUAUGAUUCUGAGUGUGUAUGCCUCUCUAUCUAGCUUGUAAGCUUUCAUCUUUUUUUUUAUUACCAAUACAAUUGUAAUUUCAUCUCUUCAAUACAGGACAUUCUCUCUUUUUAUCACUAACUCUUUCAUUUUACCUGUAAUGUAAAAUAUGAUGGCAUCUUUUGUAUGUAUUUCCUAUCAUCAAUAUAUUAUUAUAUCCCCAAAUCUUUCCUUCCCAUUAAGAAAACUGCAGUCUGAAAAUCAGCAGGUAUAGAAUAGCCAGGGCAUUCCAUAAUAAAGACUAUCUUGGGAUCUAUUAGACAUUUAUUGUUGCUGAUAUUGUUACAAAUGAUUCUCACUUUAUAUUUCUUUCAGGAUUGUUAACUAAACUCAGAAUUUUAAUGAAUUAAAUCCUAAUAACAAAAUUGAGCCAAAAUAGCAUUUUUGGAAACAAAAACCCUGUAUAAUUCAUCUAUCAUUACAGCUGAUAUAUUUAACUCUCAGUCUUGCCUUUCAAAUUUAAUUUGCUAAAGUUCAGUGUAGUGAAUUUUUCUGUCACUAUAUCUUUGUUGUGAUUCCUUAAGCUCAUUGAUACUUUUAUUUUAUUUUAUUUUUUACCAUUGUUUGACUAAUCUUCUUUGAAUUACAUAUUAUGCCAUUUCCUGCUUGAUAAAACCGCUACAAUCUUUUUUACAUUAUUUCCAUGCUAUUUUUGAUGAUUGUCCUCUCAUCUAUCUUCUCUAUACUUUCUCUUCUCAAAUCUGUUUCUCAGAUUCAGUGCAUUUCUCUGCAGAGUUUAUUAAGUAAUCAGUUCCUUUGUACCAUUCCUCAUCAGGAGACAACUUGACCUUAGAAGAUGUGUUGUAUUCCACAAGUUGCUGCAUCUCCCAUUAUUUUUAUCAAUCUUCAUUUAGUCUAGUCUCACUUGAUAUUUCUAUUUGUCUAUAAUUUUCCUGCUCAAUAUUCCUGCCGUGUGAUGUACAUGCCAUAGUGAUGUAAGAUCAGACGAUGAAGGAUGGUUGGCCCACUGUCGUGAGCUAGACAUGUUAAACAUACAAAUUAUUUUGUAAAAAGAAUGGUUCAACCUGUAUUUAUAUUACAACAUUAACAUUACAUUUGGGGAUUAACCAAUGACACUUUGUGGCAUAUUUUAUUUAUUUAUUAUUUCCUAAUGGGGCACUAUAGGCACCCAGACCACUUCAAUGAGUUGAAGUGGUCUGGGUGCAUAGUCCCAGGACCGUUAACCCUGCAAAGGUAAUUAUUGAAAUUUUUAAGGGUUAACAUCACUUCUAGUGGCUGUAAGUAUUUACACCACCACCACUGGUCCAGAAAUGAUGGAUUUACAAUGGUGGUUUAGGAUAUAGAAAUUACCAUCAGUGGUCCAUGAUUUAGGAAUUACCAGGAGUGGUCCACAAUUUAGGGAUUGUCACUAGUGGCCACAAUAUAGCGAUUACACCAGUGGUCUAGAAUAUAGGAAUUAUAAUCAGUGGUCCAAGAUUUAGGUACAUACAAAACAAUAGGCGGAGCCGCUUUAAACCUUGAAUGAUCUGUAAAACACAAUGGUAUAUAUACAAAAUAGCGUAGUAUGUCUAUUCAAAUAGUGUAAGAUAAGAAGAGUAAGUAGUAGUUUCACUCACAAAAUUAGAGUCAUACCAUCAUAUGACUCUCUUAGUAUGCUUCCUUGGACCAUUCAGGGGUUGUCCAGACCCUUUUGCAGCCGGAUUCUUGGUAUUUCCCCUUUGUACUCUUUUAGUCGGUAUUCCCAAUAAGGCUGUAGAGUUUCCAAAUGGUCCUUUUUAGAAAAUGAUUUUAUUCAUAUAAAAAUAUAACAUAUACCAGAAACAACUGGUUAAAAGUAAAAUUAACAAAAGACUACUAAAAGUAAAAGUCCCUUUAAAAUGUCCUUAGUUAAAAAAAUGGAAUCCAAAACGCGUUUCGCCUAUUGCUCAGGCUUCCUCAGUUGGAUGUAGGGAUAACCACUAGUUGUCCAGGAGUUAUGGAUUACCACAGUGUUAAACAAUUUAGGGAUUCCCUUUAAUGGCCCAGGAUUUAGGAAUUACCCCCAGUGGUCCAGGAUUUAUGGAUUACCAUCAGUGGUCCACAAUUUAAGGAUUGUAACCAGUGGUCCAUGAUUUAUGGAUUACCACCAGUGGUCCAGGAUUUAGGGAUUCCCACUAGUGGUCCAUGAUUCAUGAAUUACCACCAGUGGUACAGGAUUUAGGGAUUCUCACUAGUGGUCCAUGAUUUAGGUAUUCCCACUAGUGAUCCAGGAUUUAGGAAUUACCACCAGUGGUCCAGGAUUUAGGAAUUAUUGUCAGGGGUUCAGGAUUUAGUGGUUACUGCCAUAAAUAACCCAUGAUUCAGGGAUUACCACAAAUGGUCCAUGUUUUAGGGGGUAAUCACUAAGGAUCCAAUAUGUAAAAAUUACCACCAGUCGUCCUUAAUUUAGGAAUUAGUGCAAAUGGCCCAGGAUUUAGGAAUUACUGUUUAGGGAAUUUAGAGAAUACCCAAUUAUUUUCUAAUAAUCAGGUAAACUGGUGGCCCUCAAGUCCUCUGGUUUGAGAAACACUCUUGCAGAGAACUUUGCAGUGUGUCAUCUGUGUCAUUUGGAUGAAUACAAAAGGCAAAAGAAAUGGUGUGGUGUGCUACAAUUACAUGUGUGAGCAUCAGCAAUGAGAUAAUAUCCAUACACUGGUUAUCGGUCUCCCAAAAUAUACUGGUAGUACUCCAGUUAGGAAAUGAUAUUCCAGCUUUUAAUCACUUUAAAAACAAACAUUAAACCAGGGUGUCUGAGUGAUUGUGUAUGUCUGGCUGUCAGUGUGUGUAUGUCUGUCAGUGUGUGUGUGUGUCUGAGUGUGUGUGUAUGUCAGUGUGUGUCUGAGUAAUUUUGUGUGUCUUGCUGUCAGUGUGUGCAUGUCAGUGUGUGUCUGAGUGAUUGUGUGUGUCUGUCUGUCAGUGUGUGUCUGAGUGAUUGUCUGUGUCUGGCUGUCAGUGUGUGUAUGUUAGUGUGUGUCUGAGUAAUUGUGUGUCUUGCUGUCAGUGUGUGUGUGAUUGUGUGUGUCUGGCUGUCAGUGUGUAUCUGAGUGAUUGUGUGUGUAUGUCUGUCACUGUGUGGCUGUCUGUCAGUGAUUGUGUGUGUCUGGCUGUCAGUGUGUGUAAGUCAGUGUGUGUCUGAGUAAUUCUGUGUGUCUCGCUGUCAGUGUGUAUAUGUCAGUGUUUGAGUGAUUGUGUGUGUCUGGCUGUCAGUGUGUGUAUGUCUGUCAGUGUGUAUCUGAGUGAUUGUGUGUAUGUCUGUCACUGUGUGGCUGUCUGUCAGUGAGAGAGUGUGUGUGUCUGUCAGUGAAUGUGUUUGUUUCUGAGUGAUUGUGUCCAUGAGGGAGCCUGUGUGUCUGAGUGAUUGUGUGUGUGUGUUUCUGUCUGUCAGUGUGUGUCUGUGAGUGAGUGUGAGUGUCUGUCAGUGAAUGUGUGUCUGCGUCAUUGUGUGUAUGUCAGUGAGUCAGUGAUUGUUUGUGUCAAAUCAGUGUGUGAAUGUCAGUGUAUCUGAGUGUGUCUGUCUGUCAAAGUGUGUGUUAGUCGUUUAACAGGAAGAGGUGUGGCAUUGAUAGGAAGGGCUGGGGCAAAUAUAAAUUAGGGAGUGCCCAAGUUCCGUCAUGCCUAGGGCAGCACAGAUACUAAAUACAUCACUGCAUAAAACAAAACAGUGUAAAACUGUUAGAUACAAUGAUAAAAGAUAAGGUAAUUUGGAUGAAUGCAAUCAUAAUGUCAUUCCUGUAACAAGGCAAAGAGUUCAGACCACAUCUGUUCAUUCAUCUUGUCACCUUAAAGGACCAUUGCACUUAUAGUGGCUCUGUCACCAAAAAUAAACUUCAUCUAAACUGUUUCUAUAUAGCUCCCUGUGUCUUAACCUAUUUUUAUUAAUUUUCUGAGCUCUAUAGUUUUCAUUACAUACAUAAAUAAAAGUUGGAAAUACAUUUCUUCAUGCAUAGCAGUCAGGUUGACAAAACUUGACAAUGGGAGGAGCAUAAAAAAAAGGUUUUGUUUCAGUUGCCAAUCAAAUUUACCCACAAUCCAUCGCUACAAUCAAUACUACAGAAGGGAAACUGCAAACUUUAUGGGCAAAGUAGAACAAAAUGUCUGCCCCCAGGUACUGAAAUGCAGCACAAGGAAGAAAAUAUAAUAUAUAUAAACAAAGGCAAGUGGCAAGGGGUUAAAUAUAAUCCUUGAAAUGCAGGGGGCAAAAAGUAUGAAAAAAACAAAUAAAAUAAAAUGACAGAUCCGCUUUAAGGAUUGUGCUGGGCAUUUCUAUUUUUUUUUAAAUUUUUUAAUUUUUUUUGCAUGUAUGUUCUUUAUAUAGCUAACUGUAGGGUUUACUCAGUAAAAAAAACAAAACUAUUCAUAAUGAAUUUAAAACUUAAUGGCAAAAUUUAGGCUAUAAUAUAUAAAAAAAAGUAAUUGCACAGGUAUAUUAUGUGAGAUGUACGGUUUAAUUUUCAAUUCAUCACAAUUUAAUGUUUAGUGAAGAAAACCCAAUGGUUUCCUGCAGGACGUGGAGUCGUAUUUGGCAUAUGAGAUUCUGAUGUAUAGCCAUAUCUCUCUAUAAAUGCUCUCAGCAUUCUUUAGCCUUGUAGGUGUCUCUCUCUUGGCUCAAUUCUAUGAGCCUGAUAAAACAAGUACUUCUGCCCAAGAGAAUUCUGUCCGCAUUCAAUUCCCUGCACCAGUGACUGAUUUUCACAUGGAGAAACACAGUAUAAAUGAUGCACACAUACACGUCAAGUUUAUUUCAUUUAAAGAGCUGGAUCUCUGUCACUGGCAUUUAAAUACCAUAAGAUCACAUAAGCAUAAAGAGGAACUAUAAUGAAACAUUUACUUUUCAUAUAUAAAAACAUCAUUUCCCUGUUUUGCUGGUUUUGAAAGGGAUUUCGCAGCCAGUCUUUAGUUUGUUAUGUAAACCAAUAGGAAUUUUAUAGUCAUGCAUAGCAUGCAUAGUGCACCCAUGACCUGAACUUUUCAUUCAUCAAAAUGACUCACUGAAUAAAGCAAAAGAAUGGACGCGAGUAGCAUUAUCAUGCAUGAAAGGCACAAGUAUUUGGAGCACGGCAUUAUGAGAUUAUGUUUGGCUAAGUGUAGGGGAUGGAGCUAUUGUUAGAACUAGUUAGUUGUUUGUGUUACAUCAUCUGGUAAGUUUAACUGGGAUUUGUUAUGUUUGCCAUGAUGAGGUUUGUUGUGCAUUUAAGUUGUAAACAUGCCCAGAGUGUCCCUAUAUUUCAUUUCUCCUAGUUUGAGAGAUUAAGCAUGUUUGAAUUAUUGAGACAUGUUAGUGACCUUACAUAAUUAAACUGCUGUCAUAUGUAACAACAGCAGUCUGAGAACCAACUGCCAUAGAAUAGCUACUCAAGGCUAUUGGAAUACAUUUAUCAAAUUGUUCCAAUAAGGGACACACCUGUUUUAGGAGAUAUGAUUGCCCUGUUUUCAAAGUCUUCAUUUAUUGCUUAUUUUUUAUCAAUGCUUUUGUUGGGCUUUUGGUGCCCAUUUUGCACUAGGAUUAUAUCCUUUAGCAAUAAAUUACCCUAUAUGCUGCAGUACUUAGGUCCAGCUGGUCAUGCAGCCUAGUAAAUGUUCCAAGAGUGUCUGAGCAGGAUUCUGGUGGAUCCUUCCAGUGCCAGGCCUCACCACCAUAGGCACAGUUGCUAUGCUGGUUGACAACUUUUCACCCGGCAGAGUUUAAACAUCCUGUUAUGAGGCUUAGCACAGAAGGAACAUGGACUCUACCAGGACCACAAUCUAGAGCACAGGAAGUGACGGGAUUCUCAUAUGGUGAAAGGCUAGGAAAGAUAGGUAUAUGCAUAUGUUGGAGUGUGAUAAGAAACAUUGGAAUGGGAGGGACAUAUGGAGAGAAAUGAGGCGGUUAGGAGAGAUACAAGAUGGUGGUUAUUGAUCGAUACAUUGGGAGAACAGGGACAGUUAUAGGAGAGCAAAGGAGUGAGGAGAAACACAAGAUUAAAAAUUGAUGUCAAGAAGCACAGGAGUGGGGGAUAUAGAAAAAGACCUAGGGAGAAGAAACACAGGAAUAAUGGAAUGGAGUAAGACAUGGGAGGAUAUGAGAAACAAAGGAGUGGAAUAGUGGUGUGGAAUGUUGCUGAGAGGCUAAGCAACUGCAUUAAGAUUUGGGGUAUUUUUGAAAAAAAAAUAGAGAAAAGCCCCAUUCACUGGUUAUAGAUGCCUCAGACAUGCAUAGUCUGCUCUUACAAGAUUUAUCAUAAUACCCACUGGUUUUGCAUUGGGUCAUCAUGUCCUGGAUGCCCUAAAACACAGGCCUGUCAUUGGGGAACAGCAUCGAAGGAUGGAGGCUGAAUCUUUGAAGUAGUUGUUUUUUCCUCAAAUACAUCUAUCUAUAUCAGUUGCAGAUGGUGAAGUUUAAAUAUGGUGUGCUACAAGACUCUACUGACAGAAUUUGACUUUGCCCUUUGACUUGUUGGACUCUUCCCACUUCACCCCAUAUACUCAACAACUGAAUCAACUAGACAUCAUUCCCUCUACAACACUAUAAAUUUACAGUUCAAAGUAUUUGGGAAACUACAACCAUUUUAAAGAGGUUUAACUUCACUCACUGAUAGUGUUACCCAAAGAAAGUACUAAAAGACAGAAGACAAUAAUCAGGUGGAACUAAACUGCAGAACUAAUCGGGAUGGAAACAUCAUAAUUGUAGCGGAACGCCAAUAAUAAAUCCACGAAUUCCGCUGGUCCAGAAACGAAUCCACAGUCAAGCGCUGAAAACAACAAGACAAUAUCCCCAACUUCCCAAUAACCGGACGAGACACAGUUUUGGGAGUCAACUGAAAUCCUUUUAAUCGGCAAGGCAAUUUAUACAAGUCCCCAUGCAAGGGGUUUGCUGAGUCCCUCCCCAGGGGCACUCCCAGAGGGGACUACAUGGGGGACUUACAGUACAACAUAUUUCUCCCAUCAGGCACCGCUGCACGAGAGGGAUCAUCCUCCCAGAAUGCACCGUUAAGGGGAUUAUCCCCUCGUGCAGCAGAACCGGCAAUUCACACAAAAAUCUAUAACUUUUAAAAUACACGGUGGAUUUACACGAAUGGACGUUCGGUAGAUAGCUGGGGUCUGGGCGCAUCAUUCGUGAGAUUGCCGCUCAGAUCCCAGCUAAAAUAACCGAACGCCGCACAGAAAACACAUUUCUUUCAAAACAUACGAAAAGAACCGAUUACUUUUAGUGAACACGGUCCUGAAAUUCCCGAACGUCCUGGAUGCUCAGCGGUGUUCGUGCCGUCGAAUAGCUAUUGGUAAUACUAUGCGUUCGACAACACGGACCCGCUGAGGAACAAAGGAUCCAAGAUGGCCGACCGCCGCAUGGUCGGUAGUCGAACGACGGCCACCCAGGAGAGCCUCUAAUAACCGAUUGCAACAAUGUUGCAAUCGGUUAACUAGCGCCACACGCCUCUAAGUGUGUGGGCUAUCAGGGGGUAUUGCGUUCGGUUCACGAACGGCUUUCUAAAGUGCCGUUCGUGAAACGAAAGAAAAUCCCCAUACAAAACCGCCAUUUGCAUUCGACUGAAACAGCAGUACAGGCAAUACAGAAAAUACAUGAACAUUUACAUAAGUGUGAAGCGCGUAUCUCGCCCGACCUAUUGGCAACCCUUAAAGGCACAGUCUCUAGUUCUUGUCCAAGUGGCUAGGUUUGCCACAAUGCUCCCCCAGAACCAAGCCGGCAUACACAGUCUGAUCCCAACGGAUCGGCUUGGGGAUGUCCGGAGGAGUGCUCACAGAUCAUUUCUCAAGGUCUGUUUGUCUGGACAACCCGUCGGCAUUACCGUUUUGUUUCCCUGGGAGGUAGUGGAUUGUAAAGUCAAAGGGCUGCAGCGCCAAACUCCAGCGCAGCAGCCUGGCAUUGUCUCCAGCCACACGGUUUAGCCACACCAACGGGUUGUGAUCUGUGAGCAAAGAAAAGGGUUGCCCAUAGAGAUACGGCUGUAACUUUUUCAGGGCCCACACCACGGCCAGGCAUUCCUUUUCUAUGGCGGCGUAGCUCACCUCUCGGGGUAACAGUUUCCGACUCAAGUAUGCUACGGGGUGUUCUCCGCCAUCGGCUCCGACCUGGCUCAGUACUGCUCCCAAUCCAAACAUUGAGGCGUCUGUGUGAACAAGAAAACGUUUAGUUGGAUCAGGAGCAGCCAGUACAGGGGCAUUGGUCAGAGCCGUCUUCAGCUGAUUGAAUGCCUGUUCACACUCUGGGGCCCAGACGACCUGCCGGGGCAGGUUUUUCUUCGUCAAAUCAGUCAGGGGUUUGGCCAGGGCACUGUAGUUGGGCACAAAUUUUCUGUAAUACCCUACGGUACCUAGGAAAGCCAGGACUUGGGUUUUGGUCCUAGGGGUAGGCCACUGGGCUACAGCUUCAAUCUUUGCGGGCUCAGGCUUCUGCUGCCCGCUACCCACCCGGUGUCCUAAGUACUGGACCUCUGCCAUCCCUAUGUGGCAUUUGCUGGGUUUCAAGGUAAGCCCUGCCUCUCGGAUCCGAUCUAUUACCGCCCCUAUGUGUUGUAGGUGCUCCGACCAGGUCUGACUGUAGAUGGCAAUAUCGUCCAGAUAUGCACACGCAUAGUCCUGGAACCCGUCCAGUAGCCGAUCCACCAUCCGCUGGAAUGUCGCGGGGGCGUUCUUCAUCCCGAAUGGCAUGACUCGAAAUUGGUACAAGCCAAACGGGGUGACAAACGCCGACUUAGGGAUGGCGUCCUCGGCUAGUGGAAUUUGCCAGUAUCCCUUACACAAAUCUAUGGUAGUGAGAUACUGACCCCUGGCCAUCCUAUCAAGCAGUUCAUCUAUCCGAGGCAUCGGGUAGGCGUCCGACACAGUUUUGUCGUUCAACCUCCGGUAGUCCACGCAGAACCUGGUGGUACCAUCUUUCUUGGGAACCAGGGGCUAUCUGAGUGUUCAAUAACCCCCAACUGCAACAUCUCUUCGAUUUCUUUCCUCAUAUGUUCCCGCACGGAUUCAGGAAUCCGAUAGGGAGUCUGUCGCAUGGGAAGCUGUCCCGGGGUUUCUACUCGGUGGGUGGCUAGUGGAGUGUACCCAGGUAGGUUAGAAAAGGCGGCGCCCUUGGUUGCUAUCAGUUCUUGUACCUGGAUACGCUCUUGAGGACUUAGCCGCUCCCCCAGUUGAACCCCCUGGGAGGGUUCCUUCUGCUCCUCCUGCUCUAACAGAUCUGGAAGGGGCAGGUUCUCCUGAUCUUCGGAGGCGGGCGUGCAAAUAGCUGCCACGUCCUCCGUCCGCUCGUGGUAGGGUUUGAGCAUGUUCACAUGGAGCAUGCGUCUCUUCCCUACUCCGGAGCAUGGGCCGAUCACAUAGGUGGUAUCGCAUCUCUGCUCUACCACCUGGUAUGGGCCCUGCCAGACGGCCUGCAGUUUAUCGGUGCGGACAGGUUUAAGGAUUAGCACCUUCUGUCCCACUUGAAAACUACGGUCUCUGGCCCCUCUGUCAUACCAACGACGCUGUCGUUGCUGGGCGGCCUGGAGGUUGGUGCGCACUGCCUGGGUCAAUUCCUCCAGGCGAUCCCGGAACGCCAGCACGUAUGGUACAAUAGGGGUCCCAUCUGCGCUACUCUCUCCCUCCCAAUGCUCUCUAAUGAGAUCCAACGGCCCCCGGACCCUUCUCCCAAACAAUAGUUCAAAUGGGGAGAAACCCAUGGACUCUUGGGGCACCUCUCUGUAUGCAAACAACAGAUGGGGAAGGAAUCGUUCCCAGUCCUUAUGGGUCUCUCCGAAUGUCCGGAGCAUCUGUUUUAGGGUACCGUUGAAUCUCUCACAUAAUCCGUUGGAUUGCGGGUGGUAAGCGGAGUUAAUGAUCGGCUUAAUGCCGCAUAUCUUCCAUAGCUGCUGAGUAACCUCAGCCGUGAAUUGGGUCCCCCUAUCGGAGACCAUUUCCUGUGGGAACCCUACUCGGGAGAAUAUCUUCAUCAAGGCUUCGGCUACGGUCUCAGCGUGUAUAUUAGUUAGGGCAAUCGCCUCGGGGUACCGGGUGGCGUAAUCCACCACAGUCAGGAUAUACCGUUUCCCAGAAGGGCUGGGUUUUGGUAGUGGCCCUACUAUAUCCACGGCUACACGGCUGAAUGGUUCCUCAAUUAUAGGUAGGGGACACAGUUUUGCCUUGUGGCGAUCCCCCCUUUUGCCUACCCUCUGGCACACAUCACAGGAGGUACAAUAUUGCCUCACGUCUUUAGAAAUCCCGGGCCAAAAGAAUGCGUGCGUUAAGCGAUACCGGGUCCGGGUCAUCCCUAGAUGGCCGGACAGAGGGAUAUCAUGGGCGAUUCUUAGUAACUCCUGCCUAUACUUCUGGGGCACUACUAGCUGCUUGGUUUGGAGCGUCACAGAGUUGCCUAUUGCCCUUUCCGCCACCCGGUAUAGUAACUUCUUCUCCCACCUGUACUGUUCUCCCUCCCGCCCCACCUGGUCCGUAUCUACCCUAUCUCGGUAUACCUGCAGUGUGGGGUCUGUCUGCACCUCUACUUCAAACGUGGACGGGGUGUCCCAAGUCAUGUCUGUCAAGGGGGGGUCAUGAUUUCUUACCUGAGCCUCAGAGUGUGCGGGGAAUGCCGUGGUGCGAGCCUGUUGCCGGGUGGUUACCGGAUGCGCCUCUUGUGACGGGGCCUGGGGUAGAAAAGCAGAAGUCAUCUGGCCCAAGUCAUUCCCCAAAACAACAUCGGCCGGUAGCUUUUUCAUUAUGGCCACUUCCACAACCCCCUCCCCAGCACCCCAAUUCAAAUGCACUUUGGCCGUGGGUAACCGGUACAUGGCUCCCCCUGCUACCCGGACUGCCACUGAUCCGCCAGUGUGGGCCGUAUCUGGAAUUAAAUGGGGGGCCACUAAGGUCAAGGUGGCUCCUGAGUCCCGCAGCCCCUGCACUUCUUUCCCUCCCACAAACACAACUUGGCGGUGAUGCUGCCGGUUGUCCGUGGCUUGCACAGACAUCACCUUGUACAGAACCCCCAAUGGUUCCUCGGUUGGUAGACUUGUCAGCUCCGAGUGGUCAGGUUCUGCGUGGUAGAAAUGGGCCGCCGCCCUGGGAACGGAAUUCUGCCGUACCUGGUUCCACGCCUGCCUGCUACGAUUCUGGGUGCACUCCCGGGACAUAUGCCCCCACUGCCGGCAGGUAUGGCAUUGUAUGUUGGCCCUGCCAUUGUAGCGGGCUGGCGGUGGGGGGUUUCCUGGUGGUGGCCUGAAUGGGGUAGAGUUGGCGGGUGUGGAGCUGGCUGGGUUGUGUUGUAUUGGCGGUCUUAGGGGACCCCUGUUGGUGAGCCCAUGGUGUCUCCGGGCAUCAAAGUGUUCGUCUGCCAAUCGGGCGGCUGAGUGAGAGGUUUUCUGUCCCUUACCCACUCCUGUGCCUCUGGUGACAGGCCGUUGAAGAAUUGCUCCAGCAAGAUGAGUUGGCGCAGUUCCUCCAUGGUGGUGGCUUGACUUGCCUGAAUCCACCCUUGCGAAGCUUGGUCCAGCUUAUGCGCCCAUUCUGCGUGGGAAUCUCUUUCGGGCUUUUUCAAUCCCCGAAAUUUCCGUCGGUAUGCCUCUGGGGUUAUGGCAUAUCUUUCUAGGAUUGCUCUUUUUACUUUAAAAUAGUCUUUGCUGUCCUCUCUGGGCACAGCGCGGUAAGCCUCUGCUGCUCGUCCCGCCAACUUGCCUGCCAGUAGGGGUACCCACAUUGCCGGUUCCAGAUCGUGCAGGUCGCAUAGCCUCUCGAAAUCCUGCAGAUAUCCGUCUAUCUCAUCCUUCUCCUCGCAGAAUGCUUUAAAUGCCUGGUACGGUAUUUUCUGCUUCGUUGGAGGGCAGAAUGGGUUGCUGAUGGAUUCUGCCCUGGAUGGUGACCUCUGGUGUUGCUGUGCCAUAAUGUAGUCCUGGACGUCGGCCAUUAGCACGGUUAAGAUGUCCAGGGUUACUGGCUGUGGUACAAAUUCCAGCCGGGUUCUCAGUUCCCUCUGGUAUGGUGUUUCCUCUCUAGCAGGUGGGGGCGGACUGCUGUGUGCUUGGUCGCCCUCCAUUAGCUCUGCAAUCAGUACUGCCUUCGAUUUGUUGCUAGCGCUUUUCCCUCUAGCCUCCAGCAGCUCCUUUAGCGUCUGUCUCUUUAACGCCGUGUAAUCAGUCCCCAUUCACUGAUCGCUUUCGUCUGCUUGUUUCAUACGAAUUGCCUUUCCGUUCGGUUGUUCAUUUCAUUCGAAUGCGCUGUAUUCGGCUGUAGAGUUGGAUCCCGUCGCUUGCCACCAAUUGUAGCGGAACGCCAAUAAUAAAUCCACGAAUUCCGCUGGUCCAGAAACGAAUCCACAGUCAAGCGCUGAAAACAACAAGGCAAUAUCCCCAACUUCCCAAUAACCGGACGAGACACAGUUUUGGGAGUCAACUGAAAUCCUUUUAAUCGGCAAGGCAAUAUAUACAAGUCCCCAUGCAAGGGGUUUCCUGAGACCCUCCCCAGGGGCACUCCCAGAGGGGACUACAUGGGGGACUUACAGUACAACAUAUUUCUCCCAUCAGGCACCGCUGCACGAGAGGGAUCAUCCUCCCAGAAUGCACCGUUAAGGGGAUUAUCCCCUCGUGCAGCAGAACCGGCAAUUCACACAAAAAUCUAUAACUUUUAAAAUACACGGUGGAUUUACACGAAUGGACGUUCGGUAGAUAGCUGGGGUCUGGGCGCAUCAUUCGUGAGAUUGCCGCUCAGAUCCCAGCUAAAAUAACCGAACGCCGCACAGAAAACACAUUUCUUUCAAAACAUACGAAAAGAACCGAUUACUUUUAGUGAACACGGUCCUGAAACUCCCGAACGUCCUGGAGGCUCAGCGGUGUUCGUGCCGUCGAAUAGCUAUUGGUAAUACUAUGCGUUCGACAACACGGACCCGCUGAGGAACAAAGGAUCCAAGAUGGCCGACCGCCGCAUGGUCGGUAGUCGAACGACGGCCACCCAGGAGAGCCUCUAAUAACCGAUUGCAACAAUGUUGCAAUCGGUUAACUAGCGCCACACGCCUCUAAGUGUGUGGGCUAUCAGGGGGUAUUGCGUUCGGUUCACGAACGGCUUUCUAAAGUGCCGUUCGUGAAACGAAAGAAAAUCCCCAUACAAAACCGCCAUUUGCAUUCGACUGAAACAGCAGUACAGGCAAUACAAAAAAUACAUGAACAUUUACAUAAGUGUGAAGCGCGUAUCUCGCCCGACCUAUUGGCAACCCUUAAAGGCACAGUCUCUAGUUCUUGUCCAAGUGGCUAGGUUUGCCACAAUAAUUUAUUCAUAUAUUCUGGAAAAGGAUACAAAUAUUUAAAUCUGUUCAGCUUCUGUUUGGAGGCAUCCCUGCAGCAAAGUGUGAAUAGUUUAACACCUCAUACAAAAUAUUUUCUACAAAAGCAAAAGGAUUGAGAACUAAUUACAAGAAGAGCCCUAGCUAAUGAAAAUAUUGGAAUGAGACAAGCUUGAUAUGGUAAUUAAACAUGAUACACUCAUAAACAUGCAGAAAUGGUUUGCCCAUUUAGAAAUACACACACAAAAUGUCUUCUAUAUUCUAAUAUAUCUCAGAAUCUGUCUUGACCAUAAAUAGAUAAGCUGGUGUUGGUGAACAGAUAGGGAAGUGAAAGUGAUGUAUUGAAUAUAUGUCUUGCUUGUUGAGAUGGCAGCUGAUCAGGGGCUAAUAGGAAAGACAGAAACAAGGGAGAAAGGAAUACAUCUCUCACAUAUAUUGUCUAUGUACCACUGUAAUGAGUUUUUAGAUGGCGUAUUGCUUCAUCAGAAGACACUGUAUGUUCGUCAUUCACUGGGCACGUGGUAAAUAAAUUUCUUGUUGUUGUGUUCCAGAUUGCCUGCAGGGAGGUAAAUUUGCAAUCUCAUCUACAGAGCAUUGUUAUAGAAGACCAACCAUAAAAAUGCCAGUGAUUUGCUUACUGGGUUAUUAUUCAUACCACCGAUAUAGCAGCAUUUACUAAAGUGGGAAUUAAGAAGAUUUAACAAGUAAAUUGGCAAUUUUAGGCUAGGAAAGUAACGGAGACGUAGAAUCUUUCUACAUUUUUUAUCCACUUCAUUUUUCUUGAUUACCGCGAUCUAGAGUUUUAGAGUUAGCUUUUUGCCCAUGAUCACACCCAGAUUUACCACGUCAAUUAGCUUUUCAAUAAUGCUUCCACUGCUCACUUUAAAACAGUACAAGGAUCACACCAAUCAAGUCAAGGAUGACAUGGAGAUGGAGCCAAAAAACAUGUCCCUUUAUUAUUAAUAUAGGUAUUGGCCAGUCAUUGUUUCUUAAAGAGUGAGGCAUUUGUGGCAAGCUUCGUGUUAACCACAAUAUCUGAAAUUGCCAAAACCAGCACUACAUGUAUAAUUACACACAAAAUUAAGGCUGCAACUUUAGAGACUACUAAAGUCUAAGCAUCCAGCCUAAUACAACUAAUAAUGUAAUAUCAUUUAUGGGAUUUGAACAGCCCGAUAAACAGUAGUCUACAUUCCAAGAUACAAAUGACCAGUACUGAUGUUGCCAUAAUGUUCUUGUUAUUUUAUUCAUUCCAUUUACAUAUAGUGUUUUAUCCACAGCUUUUAAAGUGGUUAAAAACAACUUAGGACCUACAGCUUUUUCCUGUAGAGUGGAUGAGAUACGAGUUGUGGAGGAGUUAUCUACUGAGGCCUGAAACUCUGGUGUGGUAUAUCUGGAGUUAGAUAGAUUCUCAGGGUUAUCUACUAAAGUGAGAAUUGUCUAGAAGUCAAAGUGUAUUUGAUCUUUAAGGAUAAAAUAGCUGAACUGGAAACAUAGCUAACUUGGAGAGUUUUUCCAGUUCCCUUAUUUAGAUUAUAAGCUUGUUUGGACGACACCUACUGUUCCCAUAUAUAACACAUUUUUGCUAGAAUUAAACGUUUAUCUUGUUUACAUAUUGUACAGUGCUGCAGAAUAUGUUGGUGCUACAAAAAUAAUUAUUAUUAUGUCCUUAAAUGUUAAACUGAAUUUACUUUGGAUUCCCCACAAUUCUCACUUUAGGGAUUAACACUGUAAAUGUCUAGGGCUGGAAGAACGGUAGAUGUAGGAAUUCCAUUAAUGUUAAAUAUGGAUUCUCAAACAUCUGCUUCUGUCACUUUAAGCGUAAGAAUCCUGCAAGGAAUUUGAAAUACAGUACAGCCUGCCGAUUUAUAUAAUAGGGAUUUUAAAUGUGGCACAAAAAAAGCAACAUAGUUUAGGGGAUUGGGAAUAGAUUUUGCCUGGUCAAAGACAUGGCACCUUUAGUACUAUGUUUUCAGACCUUGGGAUGUCUGAUAUUAUAGCUAAAAUAAUUAUUUAAACUAAAAAGACAUGUCCAGCUUUGUCUAUUAGAAAAUAAACAACUGCAAUCUGUCCAGAAUAUAUUUGAUGAUAUAAGUAAAAUAAGACAUGCUAAUGUCAAUGGACAACAACAUAUUAACAUUGUCCAAACGUUAAAGGACCACUAUAGUGCCAGGAAAACAAACUUGUUUUUCUGGCUCUAUAAGGUCUUUGGGUCCCCCCCACCCACUGGGUCCCAAUUCCGCCGAGCUGAAGGGGGAGGAAGGGGUUAAAUUCUUACCUUUCUCCAGCGCCGGGCUCCCUGGGCGCUGGGGACUUUCCUCCCUCUUCCGACGUCCUCCACUGAAUGUGCAUGCGCAGCAAGAGCCGCCCGCGCAUUGUCAGUCCAUAGGAAAGCAUUUCUCAAUGCUUUCCUAUGGAUGCUGGCGUCUUCUCACAGUGAAAAUCACAGUGAGAAGCGCAGAAGCGGCCUCUAGUGGCUGUCAAUGAGACAGCGACUGGAGGCUGGAUUAACCCUGAUGAAAACAUAGCAAUGUCUCUGAAACUGCUGUUUACAGCUGCCGGGUUAACCCUAGAUGGACCUGGCACCCAGACCACUUCAUUGAAUUGUCAUGUAUUUAUUUCUUCACAUUCUACUUUUAGGGUCCUUUAUCGUUUCUAUAUAUUACAUAGGACACUUUCUAUCAUUAUAUUUGUUCUGUUUUAACAGUAUCUAUAACUGUUUGGUAUGGGCUUUGUCCCAGCUGGUAUAGUCACACUCUGGCAUAGGGAUGGACUUGACGUUGUUUGGCCAUAUGAAGUGACCAAAUCCCUGCAUUCUUACUUGAGAAAGGCAAUUUGUAAGUAGUCUUAGAAGAUUUGAAGCUGUAGAAGAUUUUGUGGAAGCUGUUCCCUUUUUGUAAUUAUGUCCUAGCUGGUGUCAGGCGAUGGGAUCAGUAACAGGAUUAUCCUCUAGAUCGGAAUGCAAACACAUGGAUUUCUGUACUAAUGGGGAGGGUUGCAAUCAUGCCACGAGGUUGAGGCGAGCAUACUCAUUCUAAUAUGUUUAUAAUUAGGUGGACAGGAUUUCCGAAAUACCUUCCCUCUAAGGUUAAACUUUGUUUGCGGUUAAAGGACCACUCUAGGCACCCAGACCACUUCAGCUUAAUGAAGUGGUCUGGGUGCCAGGUCCUUCUAGGGUGAACCCAUUCUUUUAUAAACAUAGCAGUUUCAGAGAAACUGCUAUGUUUAUGAAUGGGUUAAGCCUUCCCCUAAAUCCUCUAGUGGCUGUCUCAUUGACAGCCGCUAGAGGCGCUUGCGUGCUUCUCACUGUGAAAAUCACAGUGAGAACACGCAAGCGUCCAUAGGAAAGCAUUGAUAAUGCUUUCCUAUGCGACCGGCUGAAUGCGCGCGCAGUUCUUGCCGCGCGUGCGCAUUCAGCUGACGGGGAGGAGAGGAGGAGGAUCGGAGGAGGAGAGCUCCCCACCCAGCACUGGAAAAAGGUAAGUUUUUACCCCUUUCCCCCUUCCAGAGCCAGGCAGGAGGGGGUCCCUGAGGGUGGGGGCACCCUCAGGGCACUAUAGUGCCAGGAAAACAAGUUUGUUUUCCUGGCACUAUAGUGGUCCUUUAAUAACAUUAUACCAAGAGAAUUAAAUCUACCAGGACAUCACAUAUUUAAAAGAUUGUAAAUUAAAUUUAUCUAGAUAGGGCAGAAAUGUCUUUGUAUAAAGAUAAAGUAAAAAAAAGAAAAUUCUUCACCAAAUGGUCCCCUCUCAUUCCUUACCUACUUUGCACUAUUCACUAUAGGCUCCAACCCACCUUUCAACUAUACAAAUUCUUUGUAGGUGGCACUCAUGUGGUAAUGAUAGCAGAUGAGCAAAGUUGCCCAAAUGGGUGAGGGAAAACAGAUUGAAUUUACAUUUCUCCUUCAUUUCAUUUGAUCUGUUAUACACGCAUAUUUCAAAUACAUAACUCCCAAGUGUUCCUAUUUUGGAAGGAAAGGAAAAAAUCUCAGGCACUCACUCUGAUCCGUUAAGCAGCUUUAAUGGAUCAGCAAUGUAUUUUGGAAGGACAUUUUCGAUUUUGGGCCCAUAUCCCUUUGUUCCUUUUUUCAAUCCGAACAUCCCUCUUUUCUAGGAGCUCCAUGUUGUUGAUGGGGCUGAUGGUAUAUUUGAGUCCCAUAGGAAUAACACUCACAGUAAUGUGUUUUAACUACAAUAAAUGAGUUUAGAAAGUAGUCUUUGUAAGAUAUAUAGUUCUUCUUCUACAUUACACUUUUAUUGCUAAUUUACCUUAAUUUUCUCAGAAUACCUACAUCCGUAAAAUUAUUGUGUCCCUCAUUGUCCAUUUAAAAUGUUGGGAGGUAUACACGUUUCACCUUUAUAUAUAUGUACUUAAUAUGUAUCACUAUGUGCUUUAUUUUUGCUGUGUCUUUUUUCCUGUCUUCAACGAAAAUUAUUUAACAAAGAAGAUUAUUACGGACAGUGUACCUAUAUGACUUAAUAAGACAGGACAAUUAUAACAAAUUUUUUUUAUAAACUACCUUAUGAAUUAUUCAUAACCAAUGCAAGAGUACUGUGGCAAAAUGUCAGAAGUAGUACAAACAUAAUGCUAGUUGUGGGCACAUUGUAACUUUGCAAACAAUCAUUUAAAAAAAUAAUGUUUUUUUAGGAACUGUGUUGAUAAACAGUUUAUAUGUGACCUCUGUAUACCCAUAGGUAUCUUGCAAUCCGUUACCCUCUGAAGUCCAGAGAUCUUCGUACAUCUCGGAAUGCCUUGGCUGCAAUUGGAGUCAUAUGGGCCCUAUCAAUCUUGUUUGCAGGCCCUUAUCUUAGCUAUUAUCAUAUAAUCCUCUACAAUCAAGUGCCCAUCUGCAUCCCUAAUUGGGAGGACAGGAGGAGAAAGAUCAUGGAUGUCUCCACCUUUGUCUUUGGGUAUCUUCUUCCUGUGCUCAUCCUUGGACUAUCUUAUGCGAGAACCAUCUGCUUCUUGUGGACAUCUGUAGACCCAGUAAAAACAGCCUCUGAAUCCCGAAAAGCUAAACACAAAGUAACAAAAAUGAUAAUUAUCGUAGCAGUGCUUUUCUGCAUCUGCUGGUUGCCUCACCAUCUGGUCAUUCUUUGCUUCUGGUUUGGUCAUUUUCCCUUCAACAGAGCUACCUAUGCUUUCCGCCUGGUUUCACAUUGUAUGUCCUAUGCCAAUUCAUGUCUCAACCCUAUCGUAUAUGCGCUCAUCUCUAAACACUUUCGGAAGAGAUUCAAGCAGGUCUUCACUUGUAUGCUUACUCAGAAACGAGCACGCAAUAAAGUCCAUGCGGUACAGGCAGUCAACACAGUAGGUGGCUUUUAUGCUGCCCACACUGAGGUGACCCAAGUUCAAGAAGAUUGUGGUCGUGCAGGGAGGAUUCCAAGAGAGGAUGCAGUUGAGAGUGGAAGCCCAGGGGAGCAGUUGAGCAGUAGAACGGGUGGUGGGAAUUGGGGAAUACGUCUUCCUAAGGCUGAAGGAUUUCAAGCACAGACAACAUAAGAGAAGCUUCUAUCUAGAAAUAGUUGGUAAACAUUUUGGUAGCAGUAGAAGCACACAAGUAAUACUGCCUUACUAAAAAUGGUCUUAAUGUAGGUACUUCUACAAUUUAUCUCUGUGACCUUAAACACAAACUUUGUACCUCAAAUAUAAAAAAAAAACAGAUUGUAUCUUUUUUGAAACACAGACUGAUAAUGUUCUCCAAGAAACAAAUAGAAGAAAAUAUUAUGGGUGGUAAUUUUAAAAGCGUGCAUUUAUCAGGUCUAAAACAUGAUCUAAGGGUAUACUAAUAUUUGUUGACAGGCCUUGCUAUGCUCUCUUAUCAUUCUGCCGUUCAACUUAAAUUGCUAGAAUUUCUACGUUUCUACCUGGUGUUUAAGACCUUGCAAUGUAUAAUGCUGCUAAAUAUUUCUAAUGGCAUGUAUGUGUUCAAAUCAAGUUAUAUAUUCAUUUAUUACAAAAAAAUGCUUUUUUUUGUUGUUGAGAGGAGUACAUUUUCCUCCAGAGUCCUGUCUAGAAGGGAAAAAUUAGGAUGAAUUAUUAUCAAUUUGUUCAUUAAUUAUGUUAAAUUCCUACACAAGUCGUGUGUAGUGGGGAUUUAAUUGAUACUUAAAGUGUAUUUCGUAUACUAUUUACAUUAAAUAUGUUGAUAUGAAUCAGUGACACAUCUUACAGUUUUAACGUAACGAUUUUAAAAAAACUUCAUACGUGACUCCAAAGCCAACUGAUUUGGAAUACCAUGAAUGUCUCACAGUAGGAAAAUGUAUUUUAUUAAGAAAAUGUAUUUUUUAGGAUUUACGUAUAAGAUAUUCAAAAUGGUUUCUGCAUUUUGAAUAUAAUAAUGCAAAUAUUUUCACAUGUAAAUUGCAGAUCUCAUUAAUACACAAUAAAAAUGCACCUGUUACAAUAAACCGAUAAGCAACCCAAAAGAACAAAAUUGAAUGCUGCAAGAUUGAAAUAACUGUUUAGUUAUCCUUUAAUUUAUAUAUUCUGGUUCUUACUACAUACAUAAUUACUUGCAUGGCAUGCAACAUCUAUUAUAGCGUCCAUGGCAGUCACAAUGUCAAGAUAAGCCACUAUCCUGGGAUAGGACACUUUUCUUACUAACAGACUAUUAUUGAUUGUACUGAAAAAAUUUUCAAGUCCCAUAAACGUAUAUCUCACCAGCAGUCUAGAGUGUCCUUCAAUCUCUCAUAUUGAACCGUUUGUGGAUAUCAAUAAUGUGAAAGAGGCAUCUUGUGCAUUAUGGGUACAUAUUUCUAAC
Pelobates cultripes (western spadefoot toad) is the source of this 45270-nucleotide messenger RNA. The record is from the annotation of a GenBank genome assembly. NCBI's taxonomy places the organism in Eukaryota, Metazoa, Chordata, Amphibia, Anura, Pelobatidae.